UGUUUCCUGCUGCAGAGUGAAGAAGACUUACCUGAGCAGGUGACUUUCAUCACUCACCUAUCAGCUGAUUGGACGCUGUCAACUCACCUGGACCAUCGGAGUGUUUUGGGCUGUUUAAGCUCUUUUUUUAAAUCUCGGACGUGUUACACUGCUAUAUUUCCUGUAAUGAGCUCAUCCUGCAGCCGGUGAGUCAAUCAUCAAAUAGACGCUAUCAGGUCACGUUUGCCGGUUCUGUUCUACCUGCCUGACGUUGUUUCCGGGUUUGUAAGGCUGUGUCAGACUGUUCGUUGUAUGAGCAGAGGAAACCUAAGUUUCAAAGGUCUCCUGAGCUUGAACUCCCGCUCUGUGUGUGUGUGUGUGUGUGUCAUUUGAAGCUCAUGCUGUUUUCAGGAAACAUGUAGCCUCAUGCGAGACCGUGAGGGUAACAAUUUAGACUCUGCAGCCAAGGAACCGGUUUGAAUGUGUGUUCGUGCACAGAUGAGUGUGUCCGUGGGUGAGCGUGUGUGAGAAACAGAGACAUUCAUUGACUCCAGGCUGCUGCUGUUGGGAGUGUAUCCAGUGUCCUGUGUGUCCUCAGGACAGGUGUUUUCACAGCGAUGUGUGUUUGUGUGCCUGUGUCCCCCUGUUGCCAUGGUUGCAGUUGCACGUAACAGCCUCUCAAGUCUGGAAGAAUCGAUUUUUACCGUGUUAUUUAUUUAUCUAAUCAAUAUUGUAAAUCUCGGAGCCAUCCCAGCUGAAGAUCAUCUAAAGAAGAUAGACUUGGUGAUUGAUCUGCGAUUGAUUUAUGGGUGAACUAACAGACUGAGCAGCAUUAGUCUGAUUGAUUUAUGCUGAGGAUGAAGCCUCUUGGGCCAAAGCCUCUGAUUUGCAAAGAAAAAGAUGGUACGAGUGAGGUUUGUAGUUAACAUGUCAGAUCGGGUUGUUUCUGCAGAAGCAGAGCUGCACACUGGGCUGAGUUUGUUGCAUUUAGGCGAUGAAACACCUUAAUUUCACUGGCUUUGGUUUGGUGGAUUGACUUCUUCUUUGGUGUUCAUUGUUAUCAUUUAAGAGACAAAUUACUGCUGCAGAUUAAAAUUCAGAGACAAGAGGAUCAACAAAAAAAGCAUAGAAAUCGUAAAUCAGCAGAUCCAGUUCAGGGGGUUCUUACUAUAGCUUGUAAAACUGGAGAACUUAUUGACUUAAGUAAUUGAGUCAAAAGUAUAAUUCAUGUCUGUAACACAAAAGCAUUUUUUGUGUCAUUCGUCACAGUCUUUACUCUCCAUUGGCAUGAAUAGCUUACCUCCAGGGCUCUCUGGCAGAAAAUACUUUUGCUCACACCCAGAUGGAUCUCUGCACGUGUCCCGUGUGCGACAGUGUUAAUGUGUUUUAGCCCAACCCACGACCUUUCCUGAAAGCAAUCACUUUAGUCAGAAAAGUUUGGCUGUAUGUGGGCACUGAAUCGCCCUGUGAGGUUCAGAGGGGAAGACUGUGGCUUUGGUUGAAUCAAAGAGGCUGUAGAUCAAGAAAACCAUUUUUGUUAUAAAGGUGCCUAAAUUUAUCUGUAGAAAGCAAUGGCCUUGAUGAAAUCCACCAAACUAUUCAGCUUUUGAUGAAUGUCUUUGAACAAAUCAAUCAUCGCAAGGAUAUAAUAUGUGGCGUGGCAUGGAGGUGACUGGCCUGGAGUUCUGCUGAGGUGUUAUUGUAGCUCCUUCUGCUGGUCUGCCGUCUUGGGUCUGCCAUUAUUUAUUGUCUUCCCAUGGAGUCUCUUUGGGGUUCAGCUUGACCCAGUUAGCUGGCCAAUCAAGUGCAGUUAUAUCAUGAUCAGCAAACUAUUUGAUGGGAGCUUUGGCACUGUGGGCAGGUGCUAAGCCCUGCUGGUUUUACAUUCAUACAGACAGCUUAAAUCAUAUCAAAUAGAUUUUUGGAAAGAAGUUCUGGUCCAUUUUAUGUCUGGGCCACCCUGUUGGGUUUAUUUUUGGCAUAAUCACCUGCUCACUAUACAUUAUUCUUUACCUAGAAAGUAUGGGUGUUUCUCAAGUUUUGAGUGAGACUGAACAAAGGCAGUACAUGUAAAAGAGAGUCCUAUAAAAUGAGGUGCUUUACCUCUGACCCCAGGCCAAACCUGAGGCCAUGUGGGGGUGAGUGUCCUGAAUAAUUAGACAGAGGCUGAAGUGUUCAGACAUUUUCAAGCUUUUCUUCAGAAAGGGAUAAAAUAUUGUCUGUUUUUUAACCACUAAAUUGUUUGAAAACUGGUAUGUGAAAGCAUCUUCUGGCCUUAGAAAAACUAUGACUUAUAACAUGACAUGGUUGCAAUAAAUUCCAGCAGUUAUUUCUCCAGCAGGUGAUGUCAGGGUACGUCAAAGGUCCUCCCAGCUUAUUAUCUUAACCUCACCAUGAAAACAAACAAACAGAGGCUGUCAUUGGCUCUCACAGAUGCAGUCUCAGUUGGCUGUGGUGCGGCUGUUCUACAGGAAUGUGACUCUGUGGUGUGGUGUUAAAACCGUCUCUCCUCCUAAUGACAGAACAACAACUCGCUGAGCCGCUUGGUCCUCUGCCAGCAGACCGAUCCUCUGCCACACCUGAACUGAAGAAACAAUUAAACCUGCCGCUGUUUGUCUCUGUCUGUGGUCUCUGCAGGAGUCACACAUCUCCUCUGAGGUGAACUGAUGGCUAUGAUGAACGUGCAGACUUCCUCACAUGUUCAUGACUUGGUGCUGCAUCAGUUACACAGCUGAUCAAAAGGAGUGGUGUCCUUUCUAGUGUGAAUAUAGUGCACUCACCUCAGACCACUCCACAUAAAAUCAUCAGUAACAGUGAUGAUAAGCUUGGGAAAAGAAUAGCUCUGUGUUUUACACUCUCAGAUGCAUGACGCCGGAUCAUUUUCUGUUUUCUGAGGUUUAUUGUCUCAUUCUUUGCAUGUUGGGUUGGGUUUUGAUCGUUGCAUCAUCACAACACACCACUGAAGAAGAAAAAUAGGGCACUGCUGUUUUCAAACUCAGCUUAAAGCCUCUGAGCUUCACAAAGCUCUGCUUAGAGUUUAAAAAUUCAUUUGACUGUCAGACAGAGAUGGUUCAUCUGUUCACUCACAGUGAAGCUCUUCCGCUGUAAAUGCUUUAGAACGCAGCUCAGCAUGUAUGUGAGUUACUUCACCAAAGUUGGGACGCUGUUUAAAAAGUUAAUCUAAACAGAAUUUAAUGGUUUGUGUUAAAUACUGCAAAGACACUGAAAGUUUCUAUUGCAUUAUUUCAGAUAUUAUGUUGCCAGAAACACAGAUCAAAAAAGGUGUGAAAGGGACAUGUUUACCAUCAUGUUGCAUCAGCUCUUCUUUCACCAACUCUCUGUAAACAUGAGUGAACCCAGGAGACCAGUUUCAGGGGUCUGAAUACGGAACGUUGUCCGAGGAUUUCAGCUCAGAUAUUCAGGAUCUCCUUUGUCCUGUUUGUGAUGUCAUGAUGCUCCAAAUGUGUUCAGUCAGGACUAUAGACAGACCAGUUUCUCAGCAGGACUCUUCUCCUACAGAGCCAUGCUGUUGUAAUCCCUGCAGAAUAUUUUGUCAUAGUCUUGCUGAAAUAUGAUGGUCUUCCCUAAAAAAAAGUCUUUGUCUGGAUGGCAGCAGAUGUUGCUCCUAAACCUGUAGAUAUUGUUCAGCAUUAAUGGAGCCUUCACAGAUGUGGAAGAUACCCAUGACAUGGACUCUUGAUGAUCCCCAUACCAUCAGGGAUGCUGGAUUUGGACUGGGAGGUGGUUAUAACCCGGGUGGUCCCUAAGCUCUGCAGAGCGGUGGAUUCAGCAUCCAUGGUUUCCAAAAAGACUGUCAAUUUGUCAGACCAUGGGUCCAGGUCCAGAGAAGUCUCUGGUGUCCCUAGAUCGUGUUUGUAUCUAGUUUCCUCUUUGCAUAGAUUGAUUUAACAUGCUUUACUGUGUUUUGAGGAACAACUGAACCCAUGCGGUGAAUUUCAUUGUUAGAGUGGAUAUUUUUCAGUAAAACAAAAACAUGUUUAAGUUUCGGUGUCUGAUUUGUUGUCAGCACUAUCUUAAAUAAUAUAUUAGCUUUCAAUAAGUUGCAAACCAACAAAAUGUGUUUUUAUCAACAUUUAUACACAACUAUUAUUGGAUUGGGAUUGUACAAUUGUCAAAAGAAAAAAAAAAGGCCCAGCUGUUUGGAAAAUCUUGACUGAAUUGUUUUGAAAAAAAUCAGAAAUACAGUUAACUUACAUCUAAUUACUUCAUCUUUACAUCCAAACAAGUUUCCCCUGCAAAACAUCUUGGCUGGUUGGUGUGGGUGUUAAAGAUAUUCAUCUAAUUGAGUACUUACAUGUGAUCACCUUUAGACUGAAAUGAACAAGUAUCAUGGAUCUUCUUACAGUUUCUAGAAAUCAUUAGGAGACAGUCUUGAGAGUGUUAGUGUGCAGAGUUGUGGUGAGCUGCAGGUAACAGCAGCCGUGAAGCUGGAGGUAGCAGCGAUUUAAUGAUGUAAUAACAUUAUGUGUUGUUAUGGCUGUCAGAGGGGACAUCAGCCUGCAGAUGUUAGCUUGCACACAGUCUGGGUGGACUGCUGCCAUCAUGACAGAGGGAGGGAGGGGGGGGGGGGGGGGGCUCAGGUAAUCUGAGUCAUAAUGAAGCCCAGCAGCCUCAGAGACACCACCAAAAAAAAACACAUUAUCAUGUUGAAGACGUUCUCAUCGACUCACAGCCUGCUCUGCUUCUUCACUCUAAACUCAGCUCAGUCAUCUUCUCUCCUCUUCCUCCUUCUGCUGUCUUACUCUUAAAACUCUACUAAUCAGUAUUUGUUUUAGCUGCUGCCUCAGGACUCAUUAUUACAGCAACUGUCUCUAGACUCACCGAUCUGUGCAGGCAGCUGAAGUCAAUACCAUCCAUGGUCCAGUCUGCUGUUAAAAGUUGGACCACAGGUUUUAAAUGUUUAUGUCUCACUAGGAUAUAGUUUUACUUUCACUUAACCCGAAUUAAAAAAAACUCCCUGACAUUAAAAAUCCCUUAGAGUGAGGUGAAGGUUUGAAAUGAAGAAAUGAAACCCCAUUUUGUAGGAUCCUUGACUUGCUUUUUAAAUGUUUGAGAUAAAACAUUAUUUAAUCAAAUUACAACACUGAGAAUUUUCUACCCCCUAAAUAAUAAAAAAAGAGGAAAAGUGCCCUUUUGGUUGUUUAACCAUAUUCUAGUGUUUGAUAAGCUGGCCUACAAGAUUCCUUAGUUAAUAUUGUCACUCCAUUAAGUCUUUAUUUUGUUGAAGCAUUAAAUCAGUUUAGUCUAUGACUCACUUUCAAUAAUUGUAUGAAAACUAACUAAAGUCAGAGCCCUUUCCAGAAAGUGAUAUUUGUGUAUAAAUAACUUCCCACCUCUAAAUGUUGAAUAGAUAUUCAUCAGAAAUGUCAGAUGAUUAAAAUUUCCUGAGAAAGAACCACCACACCCAGAUAAAUUUGUGUCUAUUAGGACACUCUGUAACCUCCAGGCUUCCUGCUGUCCAGGGUUGCAGAAAUGACAAAUCUACCAGCCCUCUAUUAUUUUUGACAAGCUGGAACUGGUCUUCUGUUGAGCAACAGAAACAAAGAAGUGAAGAGUUACAAAAAAAGUCUUCAAAAUGCUGCUGGAGGCAGUUUUUUAUUAAUCAGAACUCUUUCUCCUCUUUCUGCUCCUCUCCCUGCUCUCUUCUCUUAAACUUGCUUUCUCGUUGAAUUGAGUUGCAGAAACAUCUGAGAGGAAAUCGGACACUUAGAACAUUAAGAGCUUAAUUUUUGUCCUUCAUUGAUAAAGCUUCAUUGUCACAGUUUCGGGUGAGAACAGGGUCAAACUGUUUUCUCGCUGUGUUUCAGCCUCUCAGGUAACAUGAACAAUCAGCUCAGGUGACUGGAGUGAAACUGUAGCCACAGUUCACUGAAAUGUGACACAGUUACAGUGAGAAAGCUGCAGCUCUGUUCACCUGAGCUGGGUGACAUCAUUCAGGUUUCAGUGAUACUGUACACCUCCAUCAGAGUGUGACCUGAGAGUAUGACACAGUUAGAUCUGCUGACCCUGCAGCCAUGAGGGCCAGACUUUGUCCACACCCCUGACCGAACAUCUCUAAUAUAAGAGACCUCAGAGCUUUGAACUCAGCAUCAUUAUCAUUUCUGUAUUGAGCUAUAGUGGAGUGUAUUGACAGCACAGAGCGAGCUGGCUGACAAAGACCCUGCUGGAUUUAAGACUCAGCAUUUGGAUUUCAGGUUUCUCUUGUACACAAAUAAAGGCCUGACCAAACAGCUGGUGAAAUAUAAGAAUAACUCAAAGGCCAAACAGUUUGGUUAUUAUCUUUUAUGUGAGAAAAUCAGCUCAUGGAGCAGCACAGGAGAGCUGUACCAAAGGUAAUCAGUAUGCAUCAGCGAGGCACGUAAAUAAAAGAGGAAUCUCUUUUUCUCUCUGGGUGUGGCUUCAUGUUGUGACUGUUAAAUGUCGGCCUUAAUUAGAGGUCUGUGUGCAUAAUUGAUGGUCUGAUUACUUGUGCAGUAAAAUACUUUCUUUUUAUUGGUUUUCAAUCAUCAUUAUCGAUCUACCCAAACUCUCUUCUGCAGAAGUUUUCUGUAGAAAUCAAAAGCCUUUUUCACAUGUGCAACCCUAAAAAUCCCCGCCCCCCCCAGUAUUUCCUGCUGCGUCCUCACAUCAGAUCACUCUGACUUGCAGUGAAAAUUUUACUUCAGAAAAUUGUCCAGGGGAAGUUCAGGUAGAACUUAUUGCUAUUUGCAAUCACACACAUAACCCACUCUGAAAAUUUCAGGAAGUGUUGAGGAGUCAGUGUUAAUUGCAUGUUUGAAAACUACAACAGAGUAUUUAGGCCAUGUUAAGGAAGAAAUGCAGACAAGAUUGGAAGAAUAGAGUUGCAAAUUUGAGAAUCAAGUUGUAAAACCGCGUUAUUGUGAGAAUGAGGCUGGAGUAUUAAAGGAAAAAAAGAUGACAUUUUAGCAAUAAAGUUAUAAAUAUGAGAGAAAGUCCGGUUUCCCUUGAAUGAUAUUGUUGUUGCAGCCAUUACAGCCAGUUUCAGGGCUGCAGGCGGAAGAAAUUCUAAAUAUUUUAUCUUCUAUCCAAAUACAUCAGAAACAGUCCAGGUUACAUAAACUGGAAUCUCCCUGUAAGAUUUUGUCAUGUUUUAGUCUUCAGACGAACAUUUCUCGUCAGAUUCAGGGACGUGUCCUCGCGCUUUCCCUCACUCUCUGCCUGUGAUCCUUUCUUCUUAUCCACCUCUCAAACACCUUCCCUUUUCAGGCCGUAUAAUUCACCGCACUCUGCUGCCUCCUGACGCCACUUCCAGCUUAGUUAGUUUAACAUUCAAAUCUGCAGGAGCAUUGACGUAUUUGGGUCAUGAGAUUAAGAUCUGCUCGGUAAAAAAGCUCCUCUGACACCUUUUGAAACUUCAAAGUCCUGCUCUGCCUGCAACCACAUUUGACACUAUCACUGAGCCCAGAAUGAUGAAGUCAUAUCAGUCUAAUAUUCUUAAAUAAAUCAAAACUGGAAAUGCUAAAAUUGCAGGGAUUAACGCGAUCUUGGUAUUUGCAAAACUAAUUUUAGCAAUUCGGGAAGUAAAAUAAAAAAAUGUAGUUAUUAAAGGUCAUCAAACCUCAUAGCCACUUUACAAUAAAACACCUGCAUCAACAUGACAAGCUGGGCAUGCUAACAACUCACUGGCCUAUAAUAAGAGUUUACCUCAGGCAAAUAUGAUCAUAAUGACUCAUUAAGUGCUGAGGAGUGUCAGCUCUCUGCAAGGUCAGCCCAUGAGCUGCAUUGGAGGUGCUUUUCAAAGUGUAGACAAUAUCACCUGAAGAAAUGGAGCAUGAUACUUGAAAAGAAACAACUGAUGAUCUACUGGAGUCUGCAGGGAAAUCCCAAUAUUCUUUAUACUGUGUGGAUGCAUUUUAUUAAAGUCUGGACACUGUAUGGUGUGUCAUGUUUUGGAGGUCAGGGGUUCAAUCACAGUGAAAUCAGCUGCUCCCGACUGGUUGAAUGAAUUUCUGGCAUGUUUGAAAUUUUGAUUGAUUAACCAAAACAAUGUUUUUAAAUACAAAAGUCUCUUUCUCAACUGUAUGGAGUGGACUGUGAAGGUGCAGAGUAAAUGGGCAAAUUUAAAAAUUGUGGGAUGCAAAGUGCCUGAAAACCACAAGAAAUGUUUAGGAGUGCAAAUGUGAAAGGGCGAACAGGCACCUUUACAGUGAAGGAUGUUCAUUCUGAAACAUGUGUUCACGCUGUCCAUUCAGGAGUUUUUACUAUGACAUUAUAUCAUCACUAAAAUUCACACACUGCAAGUCAGAAAGUCAGAAGACCUGCUGCAUAACCUCAUCACCAUAUCUGCUUCCAUCAGCUGCUGAGAGUCGUUCUCAUCAAAUGCAUGAUUUCUCUCUUUUCUCCUUUCUUUUCUUCAUAAAAACAAUGAAUCACUGAGCCAUGGUGUGGCAUGGAUGGAUUUUUACUUCUCAGGUAGGAACCAUCAGGCCUGCUGAGCCAUAAAACAGAAACAGCAGACCAUGCUUUGGCCUUUUCUCAGGAUUUGCUGACAAGAAAAAUACAGAAUAUCAUUUUUUGAACAUUUUUCUCCUUUCCCCUGCAGCUUUGGUGAUAAGUUUUCUCUCUGUCAGUUAUUUUCAGGAUGAUUUGUAAACUGUUCACCCUCCAGAUGUUCUCACUGUCUCCUUUCUUUCCUUUGACUUUUCUGCAGAGUUCGAAAGCAGAGAUCAGGUUGCAUUUAGCCCCCCUCUUCUCUUUCUUUCUCUCUCUCUCUCUCUUUCUCUCUAUCUCUCGCUCUCUCUUUCUGAGUUUGAGGAGGACAGAAAGGCUGCUUGUUCCCUGCCUGCCUCCUUUUGUCUGGAUGAGACAAAGCUCUGACUCUGAGGGCAGGAGGAGGAGGAGGAGGAGGGAGAUGUGUAAGAGGGACAAAGACAGACAUGGAGCCAGUCAGUUUCUUGCAACAAAGCUAAAAAAAGAUUAGUGUUUAAACAAGUGAUGGCAGAAACAUUUCACUGGACAUAAAAGUCCUUUUAAUCUGAGAGAAAAAGAAAAAGUACAGGCAAGUUUUUUUUUUUUGUAACUCAAUUGGAAAAACUUGCGUAGUGCUGUUUGCUGUAUAAGAAGACAGCAGUAUGAAUCUGACUUGAAGAGUUGUUAGUGUUUGCAGGAUUCAUUUUUGCAUCUUAUCCCACCCCAAAAAAAAUCCGUUUUAAUUCACAGUUAAGAGUAAUCUGCUUUUGCUUGUCCUGGUUUCAGGUUUUUGUUUGACCUCAGAUUCUGCAGGUAGUGAUGUCCUGAGGGGACAAAGCCGUACUGUAGUGUGUGUCGCCAGACCUUAUGUUGCUCACACACACACACACACACACACACACACACACACACACACACACACACACACACACAGAUGUCAGUGCAGGCUGCCCAUGGCUGUACACUUGUAGUUUUUACACCAUGUCUGUGAUUCAGAGUGCUCAGAAGGUGACGAAGAGGAGGAGAAGAGUGCGUCAGUGUUGAAGAGCUGGGUGAGAGGAAAUUUAAGUUUCACCUUCAGUUCACUGUCAAGGGCAAAUAACAGCGUCUUUGAAAGAAGUUGUUACAGGAUCAUGUUUCCCAUUGUGUGUCAUCAACUCUUCUUUCACCAACUCUGCAAACUUUAGUGAACCUGUAGAUAUUGUUCAGCAUUAAUGGAGCCUUCACAGAUGUAGAAGCUACCCAUGACAUGGACCCUGACAAUCCCCAUAUCAUCAGGGAUGCUGGAUUUGGACUGGGAGCUGAGAACAAGCUGGGUGGUCUCUGGGAGACAGAAUUUGAUCAGCCAGGUCUUGCUACAGUUUUUUACUUUGUUUUCAUAAAGAAGUCAUUUGUCACUUGUAAACCUGCACACGGUUCCCUCUUUGCAUGGUGCAGCUACAUUGGUAUAGCUGGAUUUAAUGUCAAUAGGACUGAGAAAGUCCAGAAGACAACAUGAAAGCUUGACUCUGCAGUUUGCUUUAGACCAUCUUCUUCUGUCCUGAAAUGGGAUCCAGAAAUCGUUCCCUGAUUCAUGUUUGCUCUGUCUGGUCCUAAGAGUGAGUUUCACACAGACCCUUUUCUUUCUCUGGCCUCAUGCCACUGCAGGUUUCAUCAUCCCCCAUGCGCGUCUUAUUGACUUGUUCCAAACUCACAGAUGUUGAAAGGACCGCUAACACCACCUCCUCUGUCAGAAACACAGAAAUGAUGUUAGAAGUGGUGACACAGCAGCCCUGAGCUCAGGUGUCAGGUCUGUGUGUGUGUGUGUGUGCGCACAGCUGAAGAGCAGAGGGGAUGAUUAACUUUGUCUCGGGACACAGACGUUAUUUUAAUCAGUCUCGCCUCUAAUAGUCUUAACUUCCUCUCACCUUCAUCACCUCCUCAGCUGAAUAUCACUUUCGCUCUAAAGCAGCCUCGCUCUAAUAGGAGCCAUUCAUCUCUCCUUCUGGCUGCUGAAACUUCAGGGAGUGAUGCAUUUCAGUGCCUCCUUCAGCGUCCUGUGAACUGCACUCACUGACCUGCACUGCUUCUCUCUGCAUGCUCAGCACUGCUUUGAUUGGACUUUUCUAAAUGUGAAGGUUACCGCCAAAUUAAAACGUCACGUGGUUUUACCUCAAACGCACUCUGAGGCGUGUGUGGUAAACAAAUGGAAAAAAGAUUCUCCUCCUCAGGUGAACAUUUCCUCUAAUGCUGUUUUUAAUCCUGCAGCAUUAGAAGGAAAUAACGCUGCAUUCAAGGAAAGAGGGAGAUUAGAAAAAAGUUCAACAUCAGCGUUUCCUAAUUACAACACCAGAGUUUAGAAGUGAAAAUGGGUAAAUAAGGCAGAAGUGGGAUUUUAGGAGUGGAACGAAUGAAACUUUGAACAUCACAUUCAAGUAGAGAGAUUUGUAUGACUGUUAACAGUUGUAGAAAAGGUCCAUGAGUCUCCUCAUCUGGAUUUGUACAUGAAAUAGAAAUAUUAAUUAUGCAUUAUUGAUAUUAUCGUUCAGCUGAGGCUGAUAAAUCCUCUGAGGCUUCAUCAGAUAUUAAAUUAAUCACUCUUCCCUCUUUGAAUGAUGUCAAAUCAUGUUUUCAAAUUCAGUUUCAUUAGCUCCAAACGGUUCUGUUUAAUCCCGUCAGGACUGCGACAGAUAAAAGUUCAAAACUCUCAAACACGCGUCAGAAUAAACAGGAACUAGAUCCGGAUUUGUCCUGCUCUAAUCACGGCAAAGUGAGAUUGUGAUAUUUCAUUUAUCAGCCCACAAAGUCAGCCUUGUUCUCUGACUUUUACUGCUGUUGAAUUGAUUUUAGUAUGGAAUAAUGUUCAACCUAGAUAUUUUUAAUGUCAAAGCCUGUAAAGUAUGUGACAUUGAAGUCCAAAUUUCUGGUUCUGAUGUUGUCUGGUAACAGUAAAGGCUAGUCUGUGAGUCAAAAUUGUUAGAUAAAUGCCAGUGAUUAAGAAAACAUCAUAAGAUAAUAGUACUGGUUAUGAAUUAGAGCUAAAGUUUUUUUUUUUUUUUUUCAAUGAAAAGUCAUAAGGAUGAGAUAAAAAAAAUAAUAAUAAACAGAAUUAUCAGAAAGCAGUUUGUUUUUUACAAAAACAGAGGAUCAAAUCUAGAGAUAUGAAGACACUGAGAAACAAGGUGAAAAAAGAGACAAAAAGUCAUUAUGAGACAUAACUUAAUUAGAUAAAAAGUCCAAAGUAUAAGACAAGUAAGUUAUUUGAGAAUAAACUUAAAAUUAUGUGUCAAUAGUUAAUAAUUAUGAAUAAAAAACAUUAAAUUAUAAGAUGAAGUUAUAAAAAAUAUCAAAAAGUUAUAAAAGUAUAUAUAUAAUGAGAUGAAAAAUACAUGAUUAUAAAAUAAUAGAGAGGAAAAAAUAAUUUGAAUUUAGCAAUUCAAUGUCAAAACUAUGGGACACAUAUCAAAAUAUUUGUAUAUUCAUUUCAAAGGAUAAUGAUACAUUGUAGUUUUGAUUUAUCCCAUAAAUAUGACUAUCUCGUCAUUCUGACGUUUUCUCUCGGUAUUUUGAUUUAAUAUUCAGAUUUCCUUUUUUUUGAGGUCCCGUCUCCCACUUUUUAUGUACUGGCAGAAAUGGGCUUCAAUGAGCAGAUAACUGUUCAAUGACAUGGAGUCAUAAAGCCGUCGUUAAUAUAAACAAACAUCACUAGAAAGCCUUUUCUUUGAUUUACUGAGAAGACGAUAAAAAAACCUGGCUGAAACUUUACAAUCACCAUCCAAUCUUUAUGUAUAUGCUACUUAACUAGUUCACUAAUGUAACCAGUUUCUUAGUGUCUGUUAUCAGUUCUAAUAGCUGCAGCUCACCAGAUCUUGUUCGCAUGUGCACUCUCAGAGGUAAGCACCCUUUGGUACAUGCAUCAACUGCACCACCCAUGAUUUUUGCAGCCAUAAAAGAGGCAUAAUAGCAGAUGAUACAAGAAACAGCUGGACUUCUGCAUGGAAGGUACACAUCGCUGAAUGCAAUAACAAAUAUACAUUUUAUUAACAUGUGAUAUUAUAUGAUAUCAUUAGCUGAGCUCAGAGUCUCCAAGCCAUUUUGGACUCUUCAGUCUAGCAGCUAAUCUGGAUGCCCCUCAUUACUUAGGAGGGUUAACAGGAUACAAACUGGUCCAGGAUGAGGGGCACUCAUUACUGUGACUCUGUGAACUUGUUUUUUUUUCCAUCAGUGGACUCUACAGUUGAAAACUUUCCAGUUUGUGGCUGCUGCAGACCUGAAGUCAUGAAUCCACCUUUGACCGGCCUGUUGUUAAAGCUGUGUAUCGACUCCUCUCUAUCUCUUUUUUUUAGUGCAUUUCCAGGUCUCAGGACAUGAAUCAUAUUCAAAUGAGUCUAAGCUGAGUCUUCAGAGUCCAACUUCUCUUCUUUUCCUCUUACCCCAAUCUCCUCCUCAGCUCAGUAUCAGCGUCAGGUUCAACAAAAGCCCUUUUCUUAAUCCUAAUAACAUGAAUCCAGCUCCUCUAUGGCUACAGUACGGUGUACAGCAGAGAGGAAGAGGUGAUAUCCUCAUCAUCUCAGCAGGGAUGAGUCUUAAUCGUGCAGAUGAGCUGCCUCCUCCCAUCCCCUCAUGCUGCUUGGUCUGUCUGCCUCUGCUCUCCUGCAGGCAGAGCAGAAACAUCGCUGCAUACACAUCUAAUAUUCUGUAAGAAGUUUCCUGGUAUCGAACAAAAACAUCUGCCAACAGGGGGAAAAAAAACACGAUAAGCGUGCUGGAGAGCUGCAUUAAAUCAGGCCAGUACCAAACACUGUAUGACCUUUCAGAGUAGUUUAAAAAUUGACUUCAGAGUCCAGAUAACGGCUCCUGGAACGAGGUUUUCUUUUAAUUCAUUCAAUUAAAGCCGAGCUGCAGAGGAGGAUCUGAUAAGGACAAAACCUCCAUCCCGCAUGCAGUAGAAGUCAGAGCAGGAACCUCGAACAAUGUCGAAUAAUCUAAUGUAAAUCAAGCUUAAGAUUGGUGACUACAUGGGUGACACAGAGAGAAACGGCUACAACUACUCUGGACAGCACAGCAGACGAAAACACCAACAGUCCAAUAUUUCUAAGCAAGUCGGUACACCAAUUACAAUAUUUAUCCAAAUGUGCACAAUGUUAAAUUUGCAGCACACAACUGUUAACUUAAUUCACUUCAGUGUGAGGAACUACUGUUGUUUGGCUCAGUUGUGCCCCCCCACCCUCUAUGUUCUCUUAGUGUGAGAAUUCGCCAUAUCUUCAUCUCUCACUUGAAAAUCUUCACAUACUGCCACAAUGCCUGUACAUCUCUAUUGAGCUAUUGAAGAAAGAGACGUAAUGACGUCCAACAAGAGAAAUUAGAGGGCGAUAUAGCGCCCUCUGCUGUUAAAACAGGGUUUAAAGGUUCACUUUUUGUCUCAUUGAUUCUUUGGUUUCUUUGGUAUCCUGACCAAAUUUUGUUGGGAGGAAGUCGAGACAAAAGAGGUGAGCGAUGUUACUCAGCCUCCUGUUUGUCCUGUCAGCCUCUUAUUGUUCAAAGUCAAAGAGGUUACUGAUCUGAGACAUGCACACGCACGCAAGCAAGCACGCAAGCACACACACAGGACGCUGUCCAAAAAUCAUAUUGGAUGAGGAAGCAUCAGUUAUCACUCCCAAUCAGACUCCUCUGUGUGAGCUCGUUUGUCCAAUCACAUUACAGUAUUUUCUUUUUUUGUCUGGCCCAGCUGGUAGCGUCUCUGACAUCAUCAGUGAAGUCAUCAUUAAUGUCAGGUUUCAGACUCAUUUUCUGUCGGCUUGAUUGAGCGAGGUGUUUGGUUAAAGGCUUACUGAGAGACAGGCUGUGUGUGUGUGUGUGUGUGUGUGUGUGUGUGUGUGUGUGUGUGUGUGUGUGUGUGUGUGUUGGAAAUGUUAAGCCCUCUAUAAAAAUGACAGUGAGUGACAAACUGUAGUGAUGAAAAGGAGCUCAGAUAUCCAUGCAGACUGCAAAGCAUGGUUAUUAACGGUGCCUAACAGGAGGCUUUUUUGCUGUCUCAAACGUCUUUUUAGACACAAUCAGAUGCUCGGCUCUAUAAGCUUUGCAUGUUUGUUGUAAUGAUAGUUAAAUUCAAAUGAUGCAAAUGAGUGUGUGUGUGUGUGGGUGGGUGUGCGUGCUGUGUUUGUUUGUCAGCACUGAUCCAUCUCUCCCUGAGUCACAGUCAAAUCUUGCCCACCUGUGGAAAAGUACCAGACACAAUGAUGCUGCUGGUUUUACAUCCACUCGAUUCUAAAAGAAACCUUGUCUUCAGUCUUUAGAGGUCAAGUUGCAUGAAGUGCAUCAUAUUUCAGCUCUGUUGUUCUGAAGUUGCAUGUCAUAGUGCAGGAGCAGCAUUUCUGGUGGAAAUAGGCGUCAAAAGUGACCUUUGAGUUUUCAAAAUUUACAAGGUUUUUACUGAAGGCCAAAGAAUCCACAGAGGUCCUCCUGUCAUGAAAACAGACGCCUGCUUUGAUUUAAAACACCACACAAAACAGGCUCACCUUGAAAGACUCUUUCUGUGGUGCUUAGCAGAGUUUUAAGGACAAAGAGAGGAGCUGUUAUCAAAUUAAAGCUCAUGUCAGGUGUUUUUUUGGCAUGCAUAAAUUGGACUGAGAUACAAACUGAUGAGUUUUAAUCAUGUCAGGAAGAGAACAGGACAGUCAGGGAUGAGACAGAUGAUUGGUAAAUUUUUAUUUUUAAUGCCUGAAACACACGUGAAGGGGUAGGUGUCAGUCAAGCAGUUAAAAAAAAACAGCCAAUUUUACAUUUCACAUUAAAUUAAACAUUUUGCCAUCAAAACUGUCAGGAUGAGAUUUUUUUUGCCAAGAAACGCAAGAAAAGCACUGUCCACAGAGAGCACAAACAUUUAAAGCUAAUUUUUAAGGACUUUUUCAGUUAAUCUGAAGGAGAAUUUGAUUAAUAAAGUUAAACAUCUAGGAGCUACAAGAGCAAACUAGAUUGUUUAAUAGUAAACUGUUCUGUAUGUGUUUUUUUUUUCUGACCUCUUUACUUUACAUUGUGUAGAAUUGUGGGAUCUACCUUUUAUAAUGACUGUAUGUACAAUAGUCAUUCUGCAAAAUAUCAAACUUAUUAUUAAAUUUACACAAAGCCCUUAUUUCAAGAUAUACAUGUGAUGAAACUUAAUGAUUGUUUUGUUAAAACUUUGGCAGUAGAAAUAUUAAAUAAACACAAAUUAAUGUAAAUAUUUUAGACACAAAACUCUGAUGGAUUUACAUGCUGACAGUUUUGCAGUUAAAAAUAAGAUUGAAGCCAACCAUUCUGCAGUAUUUGUGCCACAGCAACAAUCCCUGCAGUUUGUUUGAGAGCCCAACAGCUGAUGGAACAAAUGACCCAAGAUAUCAGUUUGAUUUGGCCUCCUAACCCAAGUAAACCCUCCACUCUGGCAGGGAUCCAAACUCUGCUCCAGGGAAGCCUACGUCUUCUGAGCGGCUCUGAUAGAUAGAGCGACAUCACUAAGGUUAAUGCCAACAACCUUUCUGACAGAGUUUUUGUCACCAGCCUGUUAUUUUUUAUUUAUUUAUUUUUUUUUUUAACACCAAGACUGUUGUAAAAGUAAAAAGUCAAACUUUGUCAGGUAUGUCCUUAGAGACCCACUCUGAUGAAAAUCAUGUUUUUUUUGUUUUUUAUAUGUUCAUAUGGUAUUUUUCUGAUGCUACAGGACAUAUCAUGAGAAAACGAAGAGCAAAAUUGCAUUUUUGAGUAAUUCUGCACUCUAAUUUCUGUGAAUCUGGUAGACCCAAACGGCAGAUUCAGGUACAGUGAGAUUUCCUACAUCACAACUGCAAGCUCCGCCCUCGGAGCCCCGUGAUGCAGGCGAGACUCAGAGAAAUAUAGAGGACGAUUGCAGAACAAGCUUGUGUGUUAGCACGUUGCAAUGUAUGUAGCUUGUGUGUUAGCACAUUGCAAUGUAUGUAAGAAAGCUAGUUAUGAUAUAAGAUUUCAUCAUGCCCCCAAAGACAAUAGUGUCUGAGAGCUGAAUAGCUCCUACGUUACCUGCAACUUCAGUGGCAAAGGCAAUGUUAGCCUACUAGCUAGCAUAAAGAGGAGUGUGCAGAGCAGCGCUGUCUCUGCCUACAACUUAAAGGUGAAUUGCUAAUGAGCUACUGGAGCUCUGCAGAAGAAAGUCCUUGAAAAUGACACAGGUAACAUGAUUUUGACUAAAAACUUCAUAAUCACAAUUUAAAGACCGCUGAGAGAACACUUUAAGUGGGAAAAUAAAAAUGAUUGGGGUGGGACUUUUAGAGGAGGAUGCAUUCGAGGAAGUCAUAACUUCUUAAUCUUAACAUUGGCUGUCUGAGGUGAUGCAGCAUCAAGCAGAUCUGUGUUUACAGAUCUUCUUCCGUUUACAGAGACAGAUAAAUGAUCUUAGAUUACCGACCAUGGGGCUGGGUUCUCCUACUUUUGCUCUCCAUACAGACUGUUUUUCCCUGCAGACGCCAAAGCUGGCUGAUACGUGAUUGGUCAGUACUCCUUAGAUUACAAAUGCACUUCAAACAGAAACCAGAACGCCUCCCUCAAUAAAAUCCAGACCAGCAAGUUCAGAGUGCCCAAAAUCCCACAAAAUGAGAGAUGACAUGACCUCCACUGCAGAAGCUGAUAAACUGUUGUUAAGGGAGCAAAAGUCAGAGUAAAAAGCAGAGAUGAAUUAAAUGAAAAACAGUGUCCAUGAUAUGAAAUCACUUAGUGUGUGUGCACUUUUAUGUGUGUGUGUGUGAGAGCCUCACAGCAGUGCAGCAGUGUGUAUUUCAGCCCUGAACUGCAGGCAGCCGGUGACUCAUCAAUAAAUAGACGCGCUCUCUCUCUCUCUCCUUUUCUGUGCUCAAUCCACAUAAUGGUACUACAUUCACACUUUCAGCUUAUCUGGGAAAUCAGUGGAGUGUGUGUGUGUGUGUGUGUGUGUGUGUGUGUGUGUGUGUGUGUGUGUGUGUGUGUGUGUGUGUGUGUGUGUGUCCACAUGUUCAACAGAUGUUCAUUUUACCAUUUGCUCUCAGGAGACUGAGCCUCUUAAUGUCUUCAUCUUCAUCAGAGCUGAAUCUGUCUGUCCAUUCUUUACACACACACACACACACACACACACAUACACCACCUACAGGAACUCAUUGAGGUCACCUGUUGCUGGGCAAAACAGGACUGACAUGAUUGAUUGUGUUAGAGAUACUGAAUCAGAGGUUUACUCCACAACAAGCAUCUUUAGGAGGAGGGCGAGGAUUCUAGCUUCAAGCUGGAUCUACAUAACUUGUGAUCAUGACCCCUGAGGUUUUAAGUUAACUAAAAGAUAAAACCUCAUUACAUUAUUUUUGUCCUUGUAGGUUUGAAAUGUCAGUCAUAUGUUGUGUCUUAGCUGCAGCACAACAAACCUCCUCUUGUCUGCACUGCAGCCACAGGAGAGGUGAGCAGGGAAGCAUUUCAAUUGAUAAUCUGACAGCUAGAUAUCACAGAAUACUCUCAUUUUCUAGAAAACAAUAAAGCUCCUUAUAUUUUGUUCACAAGUCGCACUACAAAGUCUGUUGUGAUCUUCUAGAGCAGUUUAAAAAAAAGAAAAAAGAAAAAAAACCUUUACUAAGGUUACAUAAAGCAGCCAUCAUCACAUUCUCAUGUGCAUCCAUCUACAUACACAUUUAAUCUGAUGGCAGCCCUCAACACCAUCUCUCUAGACAUCUUCCUUGAUAGACUAGCCUCUGUUGGAAUCACUGACACAUCCUAAAACUGGUCCAUAUGACAUCUGCACCCAUUUCGUUCAACUCAAAACAUACAAAUCCAAGUCUUCUCCAGUCAGGUUCAAGGACCAUGGUUCCACAGUAUUCUAUUCCAGGACCUCUUCUGUUUGGCCACAUUUCUUUAUUUUUUAUUCAUUUAUAAAUUUAUAAAUCUUUUAAUUUAUUGAUACUUGCAUUAUUUAUGGUGCAAUAAGUGAUGAUGGACAUGAUGUUAUUGUGCUUCUAAACAGAAGAAAAAAAAACCCUAUGGAGAAUUAUCCAAAUAAACAAAUGGAUAAAUGAAUGCAUGAAUGAAUGACUGAAUGAAUCACCUACUUCAACGAUUUUUUUCCCCAUUAAAAAGAAAGUGAUGCAGGUAUUUCUGUAGAAACAAUAAUGAUCACCUGGAAUAUAAGCUGUUUAACAUGACACAACCUCUUUCCUACUUUUUUUUAACAUGAUCAAAUAUUUGUCACACACACACACACACCCACACACACACACACACACACACACACACACACAUACACACACUCGCUCACUGAUGCAGACAGACACUGAGUGGAAUCUAUGUGGUCUCUCAGAGUUGCAGGGUCGAAGCCUUGGCCUCAAACCUCUGCUAUUACACACAGACACAGACACACAGACACACACACACUCACUUUCCCCAGGUGGGAGUUUGGAGGAUGAGACCUUGGCGUGAUCAGCCCCCUGUGGUGCUGGAGGAAGCGCUUGAUUUAUGAGUCUGGGAGGCUCGUAGUUCACAGGUGCACACGCCCACACACAAACAAACUUUUGCACACACACACCUUAAUACACACACUCACAGUUGGUAAGAACUCAAAAUAUGAUGUUUAGGAAGAGGACAGGGAGGACACAGGUGAGGGUAAGAGGGAGACUGAGUCCAAACUGUAGAAAAUUGAAGAUGGAUCAAAAGGUUAUUCUGGUGUUUUUAAACCCCAGGCCCUUUUUUGGUGAGUGUGGGGGUUAAAAAUGACAUAUGGGUCCAAAAUUUUAGAUUUGCUCCAGUAAGUUUCCUUUAGUAGUGAUGAGUACACCUCAGCUCUUGGAAAAUGCAGCCAAUCACAAUCUGUUCAGUUUUCUUUAGAACUUAAAAGCUACAUGAUGAUCUCUAAAGGGAAAGGAAAAUAAACACCCCCGAGGGUGUCACAAUAAUAAAAAAAAAGUCAAAAUAAGUCAUUAAAACCAAAGUCCUCUCACACAUUGUCUGGCUAAUGUUAUUGCCUUCAACAGCAGAGUUUUCCAGUCGUGCUGAAACACACAGCUCGCAUUAUCGGGUCCAUCCAUCCUUCAUGUUUUUAGCUUCAGUUUGGGUUAAAAACUGCAGGCUGCUGCAGACAGAGAGACUUGAGGUCAGGUCAGCUAAUGAAUCUGUGUGUCAGUGUGAGAGCAGAGUGUGUGAUCAGCUGCUGCGUCUGUAAAUCAGGAGGUAAUUACAAAGACUGAGAAGAGAGAGGAGAGCGAGUGCAUGUCAGACAUCUCUCUCUCUCUCUCUAAAACUCAAAGUAGUGUGUGUGCUGUAUUUGUAUUUGUGUAGCUGUGUGUCUAAGUCCCCGAAGAGGUGAUAAUGGUGAAUCAAUGUGUGUGUGUAUGUGCGCGGGUGUGUGUGCACGUGCGUGCGCGUGUGUGUGAGAGAGAGAGAGAGAGAGAGAGAGAGUGCGUGUGUGUGUUUGUGUUAGAGGUCCUUGUGUUUGCUCAGGUGAUCUAACCCUCUCUACAAGAUGAAUUUCCUUAGUUUCCUUUCCCAUCCAGAGAAAAGAUUCAGAAUCUCUAAGUUCAGUCUGCCUGCUUGUUUCACAGUGUGGGUUCACUUUUUAAACCUGACCGUUGUAAGGAAUAUUUUAAGGGUCAUUGUUACAUUACCGAAUGUAGGGAGGCGAAUAUCCUCUGCCCAAAUGCUCUAUUUCUUGAAUCGUUGACUACAGUCUCACUAACUGAAGAAGAUCUUUUAAGGGUUAAUGUUUUCUCUGUAUCUCAUCUCCCUGCAGGUAAAGGUCAUGUGAUGUCAGCAUGCCAGUAUUCCCACCACACCUGCCUUCUUUGGGUGAUUCUUUCCUCCCAGCUGCAGGAAGUAACAUUGUGUGUGGAGAGGAAGUGAAAGGGAUGGAGAUGUUACCAGAUCAGUCAGAGUCUCAUUUUAAUUUCACUGCGUCUUCACUGGAGCUGGACAGGGAGGAAAGUCGGCUGGUGGAUGGCAGCUGGAGCCACGAUGGAGACCUGCAGGGAUGUGGAGAGUGAGUAUCACAGGAGUUUGAUCCUGAUUAUCUGAAGAUUUAAACAUUUCUUAUACUUUUUGGCAUUAUCUUUCCAGGCUGGAGCAGAGGUGGGUCCUCUGGCAUGAAUUUAUGAAGGAACACGCCCACUUGGACACCUGGCUGCGAUUGGCUGCACAGGCUGUCAACUCUCCAAGCCCCGCCCACAUUACGUACAUCACUGCCAAAGAAGAACUGAGGAAGUUUGAGGUGAGGAGAAAUGAAUCCUGAGUGAUAAGACAACCACAAAUUCAAGGAUGCGGAUACCAGGACAUUAAAAACUGGAGCAAGAUUCAUUUAUAGAUCACAUCUGAACUGUCUGAGACAAAGUCCAUGUCAGGAGAGGCCCUCAACCAACGAAAAAGCAGGACAGUUAAGCUGUAGUUCAAGCACAGGUUAAAGACAUAAUCCAGGGGAAGCCCAAAUAUCCUUCUGCAGCUGCUCAGAGAGCCCAAUCUGACAGCAUUUCUGUAAAUCCACUCAUCUUUCCACCUUAAAUCAAAGUGUGAGUGUGCAGUGGAGCACAGCAUCAAUCAGUGCUGACGGGACACUUCAGAUUCCCCUUGUUUGUCCAAAUUAAAUUCUACUGUCAGGAUGGUCACUGCUGUGAAGUCUGAGCCACACAAAUCCUCCUUCGCAGCUCCAGCCCACAUUAAGGCGGCUGUCAGAGCACAAAUGAAUAAAGCCGUUGUGUUUCUGUCACUUCCUGUUGUAGCAGCAGAGACGCAUCAGGGGAAAUGAUCUGUGAGCACCAAAUUACUCCUGUCUAACUUAAUUCAACCAAAAUGUAGGAAAAAUGUUCCACUUAUUACAUUUCUUACAAACACUAAAGGUAACCUCACCAAAUGGCGUGUUGCUGCCCCUGAGGCACAUUUGGCGCCACAUUUGGCGCCAGAAUCCAUUGAUAAGGUCCUGUCUCCUCUGUACAGCACCUUUUUGGAGUCUCUCCUCGUUAUUGUUCUCCAGGCAUCAGGUCCUCACGUUGCACCAGCACAGCCAACGGCACUCCAUUCACCAGUGCAACAUUGUGCAAAACUGUACUGGCUCAAAUUAUGUCCCACACCCUUUCAGGAGGGUACAACAACGUCCCUGCUGCUGGGCCAAGACAGAGACACCUGCCUUUUAGGAGUCAAACGCAGCGCUCCACAGUGGCAGUGUUUCUGGGCAGAGUUAUCAAAUAAGCCUAAUUACUAAGGACAUUACAAAUUUAUUUUAUUUUAUUUUAUUUAUGUCUUAAUCUUUAAUGAAUUUUGUCACACCUAUCAUGAGAUUUGGUCGCAGCGUACGCUCACGUGUAGAUUGAUAAAUGCCGAUCCUCACGUCAAAAUUGUUGUACGAGUUUUCUGCCGUACGCAAGCUUGAUAAAUGAGGGCCGGUGGGUUUUUGAUCUGGAAGUGCACAGUAGAGGUAGUUCAACUUUUGGAUCACUGCUAUGCUCAAUAAUGUCAACGCCACACGAAAGAGAUUUGAUGUCAUUGCCAUAAAAUGUAACCUGACAGCAGCUCUGCAGGAGAAAUGGGAACAUGCAUGUGUUAAUGUGGUUUAUUUCACUCAUGCAGAGGCUACAGUGUGAAGCAGGUUCUCAGCUCGUCCGCUUAGACAAUCUAACUCGCAAGAAUCGAACGCUCACUCGGUUGUUUCAUGGUGCCAUGCGGGCUCGGCUGCUGGCUUCAACCAGGGACUGUGGGCAGCGAUGGGACGAGGUGAACGCCAAACUGGAAUCCAUCACUGGAGGCCUAAAGGUCAGAGAUCUUUUUAACUUUGUGGAUGAGUUUUUAUUUUGAUGAAAGUUUAAAAAUCUGCCUCUAUUCUCAGCUGUUUGUCUCAGAGUGGGAGGGUUUUGAGGCGGAGAGGGAGGAGCUGGCUCUCUGGUUGUCUGACCUGGAUGUCCGUCUCUUAGAGGUAGAUCACCUCACAGGAAGCACGUGUGAGAAGCUGAAGCGACUUCAGGUGUGUGUUUGUGUCUAAAUAAAAAUGCAUUUCUGUCUCAUAUCUCCCUCCCAUAAUUUCUUCUUCCGCUGUGUGUGUAUAUUUUUGUGUUUGUGUUUGCAGUCUUUCCAGGAGUGUGUGUGCGCAAACUCGGCCCGUGUGAAUGCCCUGCUGCAGCGCGGCGAGGCGUUAAUCCAGCGCAGCGAACCGACUGAUGCUCAGCAUGUAGAGAACCAACUGCUGGAGCUGCUGCGGGGCUGCAGCCUUGCUUACAACAACAUUGCCCGAACACACACUCGGCUCCUGAGCAUGAGACUGGUAACACACACACACACACACACACACACACGCAUCCUUGUCUUUGUGCUAUGGUCAGGACACAUGAGCAGACCAUGCAUUGUGGGAACCAACCUUUCUGAAGGUUGUACAGCACUGAGAAAAAUCAGGCAGUAUCCUGACAUGUAGGUAAACAGAGAAAUCACUUCAAAUUACCAAUUAGACAAAGUAGAGGUCCCUGACCAGACUAGGCACAGACAUCUGGGAACCUGUCUGGUAUUUGGCCACAUCUGGGGUCAGUAUCUACACACUGCCCGGUUUUUCUCUCCUCCUGGGUACCACUUACACAAACAUCAGAUCAAACAGACUUUGUGGGACCACUCCACACUUGUCAGUGCAGGACAGUGAUGAGAACCAAUCUCGACAAUUACAUUUCUUAUCAGUAUCACCAGCUUAUAUUCAAGGUAUUAUAAGUGCAUCAGUCUCUAGAUCUACUCUCAAACCUGACCUGAUAUACCUUCAAUGUUCACAGGAUGUGUCUUUCUUAGAAGUGCACCAUCUGAUGUUUUCUUCAGCCAGAAAGUUCUCCCCUUUCUCUUGUCUGAACUCUAAUUUUUAACACAGCACAGAUGGGCUGAUUUUAUAGUUUUGAUAAGGAUGAUGUUUUGUGUUUUAGGGUAAAUUGUACAAAUAAUUAAAUUGAAUAGUGACAGAAGUCAACAGCUGUCUUGUGUCUUAUGUGUUAAUAUGCAUGUGGCUACAUAAGAAAGAUAUAUCUAUGUAAAGGAUUUUUUAUACUGUUCACAUGAUUAGACCUGAAACAGUGGAUGAAUUUAAAAGCUGAAAGUUUUUAUUCAAAUUUUUUUGAAGAUGCUGGAUAAACAAAAUUUGUUCAACUAAGGAACCACAAACUAACAUUCUUUCAAAAACAAAAGAAAACACCCUCCUCUUUUAAAACUGGUACAGUGUGUCUGUGCAGUUAUUGGCAGCUUAUAACAAAAAUAAAUAGAGUCAAAACUCUUCAUUAAACUCCCUUUACAGGUAGACAAAUCUGUUACUGUAUGACACAGCUCUGAAGCCCAACCUACAGUAACUCUAAGCAUCCAAAUAUAAAUUAAAAUAAGGAGGUAGAUUGCUGAAUUGAGAAAUGAUGGAUAUGAUACGACCACUAAGGAAACACUAACAAGUUAAUGGUAUAAACCAGAGAACAUGCUUUACCUUGAGGACAGUAAAAGUGAUGCAACCCUCCUACAGCUGUCAACAGACAACACCUGAUCCCUCUAAACUUUCCUCUUCAGAGCUGUGAUUCGGUUUUUGAUAUAGAAUUUAAUAGCCAACCAAUUCCUGUUUUUGAGCGCUUCUUUCUCUUGUUCAAUGCACUUAUCGCAGUCGCGUUUCCCUGGAACACGGCAUGUGGUGAUGAAGGACAUCAUGUGUUUCUCAACGGCCAGGAUCUCCUCUCUUUCCCAAGGCCUCUUUUUAACAGGCUGCCGAGCUGUAAAUAAACAAAAACAUAAUCAAUUCUGUUUUUUAACCAUGGAGUGAUUUAGAAGCAAUUUAAGUAACAUAGGUGAAUGAGAACUCAGAAACUUCCCCCUCCCAAAAAAAAAUCUUAAUCACAAAUGUGUGUCUGCAAUCCACAUUUCAGCACAUGCCAAGAAAACACAUUUACAACCACACCAUAAACUAAUCUGAUUUCAGACCGGUCUCAGAGAACUUGCCUCUUUCCGUUUUUGGUGACCCCUGUUGUUUGGUGUUUUGAGGUGCGGUGGUGCUCUGCUGUGGUGAUGCAUCAUCAUGGUUCACAUCAGAUGGUGCAUCCUCUUCCCUCUGACUAGAUGUUAACUUACUCCCUACAACAGAGCAGAAGAAUAUAGACUGUAUCCACCACAGCUCACUAGCUCGUUUGUGCAAUAGGUGAAAAACCAGUUGGAUAUUGUGACUGUGGUCAUGCUCUAACUGAUUGUGAAGCACACGUGACACAAGCCAUUCAACCCCUUUAUGUUAAAGUUUUUUGAUCUAAUAUUUGUAACCAAGAAUCUCCUAAAGUUGAUCAAGUUUCUCAUGUUAAAAAGGAUAAGUAUAUAUGUUGAUACAUUAAAAAUUUGUAUACAGGAUGAUGAAAAUUGUUUCCUUAAAUAUUUUUUCUAGUAAAAUUUAGUUUAGUAAGUUCCUAAUGACAUGUUAAAAUACAUUAUUUACAUUAUUUAGGGGGGUAUUUGUCAACUUACCUGCUAAAUUGAAAGAUUUGGGAUUAUCUGGUUAACAGGAAAUGCUUUUCUUUUGAAGGACCUCUAAACUGAAUUCACAGGAAGUAAGGCACUUCUUGUCACUUGAUGUUAUGAAGUCAAGUGUAAAACUGAGUUAUAAUUACUUUCAUCCAUUAACUUUAAAAUGUUAGCAUAAAGGUUGACUUUAUACAUGUUGGUCAUAAUUUGAAGCUCUUCACUAUGAGGUACAGGUUAACAAACCCCACAGACAUAUUGGAAGUCUAAUGACUACAGACUGUAGCAUAACAGUGCUCUCCCCAACUCACAAACAUUUCAAGAUCUCUGCUGACUGACUGCAGUAUUGAUCCUCCAUGCUGAUAAGAAGGGUUAAACUAUAAAUCUAAAUACUUGUAAAAUACAUGUGCAAAAUGAUUCUCUGUAACUCUUAUCUGAAAUUAGAUCAUAAACUAUUUCAAUUCACAUAAACUGAAAAAAAUAUUAACUCAAUAACUCUUAACGAGCUCUUUGACACAGCGAUAUAGUGCUGAGUAGUGUUGUAGUUUCAAGCCUGUGACAUAAAUACAGUUGAUGGAGUUGAUAAAUACUUAGUAUUGUUUUUCUGUGCCAUUAAGCACAUUUUGAGGUGAUAUUGCAAUUAAGUAAAUCACCAAACCUAACUUGAUCCCUCUUUUUUUGAACGUGAACAAAUGCUGUUGUAAGGUGAAUCACAGGCCUCAAAAACUACAAUUGACUGAAAACCAUUAACAAGUACUGCUCCAAGAUGGCGGUGGUCUUGGAGCAUCCUGGGGUUGUGUGGCAUCUUGUGAUUAUGAUAUCUGUGGAUACACCACCCUGGUUAUAUCCUAACCUAAAAGAGGUAAAUCAACCUACCCUAUUGCCCCCCAACACCUCUAACACCAUGCUUGUGCUUGACAUGCAAGUGCUUAUAACAGCAAUCUAAAAGCUCAAACUAAACUUGGUGCAGGGAUUAAAAUGAAGCCGUUACAGACAUUACAUAGUCACCUCUCUGAUGUUGCAAAUGAACAUCAAGACCGAUGAGCUUUAAAGUUAACAAAAACAUUUUAUGACCAGUUGUUGACAGACAAAAGCAGGCUCCAAAUGGAUUCUGUAAACUGAUAUUGCACAUGGAUGUCUACAAAUAUGCAGCAGUGGUCACAUAUAAAAUUGUAUGUAAAUACCAACCUUCAGAGCCCGACUCGCAUGCCUCGUCAGGAUCGCUGUCAGGGUGCACAUUCUCUGUAUAGGGGUGAGGGGGAAUGAGUGUUAUUCAAGAUCAUUUGUUUCUGACAUGGUGAAAAAUUCCCAGAAAACAUAAUUACAAAAAGUGCAUUUCCUUCAAAAGGAGACAAGAGAGAUAGAUAAAUAGUACCCUCCGGGUCAAUGUUGAUGUCAUCCAAGGUCUUUCCCUUGAAUUCUCCCAGGCGUCCUUUCUCCAGAGCCAAUAGAACUUUGCUUAUUUUAGCAAGCUGGAGGGUGCCCUCAGGAAGCCUAUAGAACUGCCUAUGUACUCGUAUGUCAUGGCCGAGAAAAUCAGCCAACUGGUCCAACUCUGUGUUGCUGAGGUUGAGAACUUGUGAAAGAGUUCCUGUUUGUUUGCGAAGCUUUGUGGAGGUGAGACUUUCGGGACUUUUUGCACCACAGAUCUUUGCAAAAUGUCGAAGGCAGUCAGAACCACGGAGGCAUGUAAAGGCAGAUGGUCUAGCAAAAAGAUACCUGUUCUCUUUAGGAACCCCACAUUCCUGCCGUUUGCUGGUAAGUAAAUCCAAUGCAUGCUGCAUUGCCGGGGUCAGAAGAACGGGAACCUUUCUUCCUCUUUUUCCCCUGAUCUCGAUCCGUCUGAAGUGUUGGCAGAGUUUCUUCUCAACAGGUGACAGGGCAUCAAUCACAUCAUCUUGAGGAUCUGAUGUACUGUUAGACAAAUAUGCUGUCAUGGGCAUUUUUGACACCUCCCCAGCUCUUCGACGAUUAAAAAGGAUGACUUGAGUCAACGUGACCUUGGUCAGCUGUGACCAUGUUUGCGGGGAUGUCUCAGUGGAUAGUUUUGAGCUGUAAUGUUGCUGUUUCUCAUCCAAAUAGGAGUGGAGAGUUUGGACAUCCUUUGUGAAAGGAAGCAGCAGAGGGGUGUUCCACCUGGCCUCCUGCAGUGUCCUCAGUGAUGCAGCCGAAACCAUUUCAUUCCAGCGAGUUUCGUACACUCUGCGAAAUGUACGUGCAUCUUUAGCAGCACUGUAAUUGUUUUGUACAUUUGCACGACUUUCUACAAGCAUUGAUACCUUUGUCAGGCUAUGUCCAAUUUUGAGGGCCAGACUUGGACACUUGUAAGUGUUGGUUGCACUAUCAAAACCUGCCACCUCUUUUACAGCCUGAAUAACUUGCAUGAAGUUGGAUGGUCUGAUGUGGUCUCGAAUGGUCUUCAUGGAAGUGUUUUUUCUGGAGCACAGCAGAAGUCUUCCAAGCUCUCUUAACUUCUGGCGGAUAUAUUCAUGUUUUCCAGGAUCAUGUCCCAGUCUGUUGUAUAGAUGGUCCCCGUACUCCAGAAUACAGGCAUCAGAUUUAACUGCUGAAAAAACCUCAUCUUGGAGCAUGUUGUUUAAGAGUUUCCACAAGUCCUGUUUGACGCCAGGUGGAGGAGGUGUAGUAAAUGCACAAAGGGCCUGGACACGGGUUUUACCUGGUUUGUGUGGUACAGAAGGCCUAAGCUUGCAAAUUUGCAUGUGCCGCCAAAGCAGCUUUCUGGCAAAAAAGCCUUGACAAUAUGCACAGUGUAGGAAAUCCUGUGCACUGGAAUCCUGCCUCGGCUGCUUGCGGGGAACAAGGUUACCGACCCCAGAGUGUAGUACCUCUACAUUGUGUGAAAAGUUGCCCCUGUUUCUCAAAAGUUCCAGAUGCAUUCGUCUUUCUUUGGAGCCUUUUUUGAAGGCAAAAGCCUGUGCAACCUCUGACUUAUCUAUAUGUGCUCGCUCUAAAUGUCUUGCAAUUUUUAUAACACCCAAUUUGCAGUACAAACAGUACUGCUUCUUGUUAUAAAGUCUUGACCCAUUCUCUUUUUUGCAGACAGCGGGUAUGGAAAGUGGACCACCAGACUCAUUAUCAUUUGUAAGAAUGGAAGAGGAACUGUCAGGAAGACAUUCGUCCUGGUCCUGGUCUAAAUUCACCACUGAGUUUUGGGAGAGGGCAUCAGCGUCUGCUACAAAACUCUGGUUAGAUGAGUCAGCAUGGCUGACUAGUGUUGAAUGAUGAACCACACUUCUGUAGCAUUGCCUUUUAUGCAUCAGACCAGAGCUACUUCUCCUAACAGGUGAACGCCCUCUUGUAACAACCUGCUGUGAAGAGGCUUCAGAUCUUUGGGUUAAGGGAGGAAAAUCUUUGAUGACAUCUUUUAUCUUGAAGAGAGGGUCCUCAACUUCCAGGACUUCACUUCUGCCGGAAUCAUCAGAGUCCUCACUUGUCUUAGGAAUGUAUUCCUCUUCACUGUCAGCUGAGGUGGUGUCAUAAAGCUCUUCUGAAUCAAAGUGAAUCUGGUUUUUCAUCUAAAGAAAGCAAUAAAAAUAUGAUAGACAGUAGGCACAAGACCAAUGAAAUGUCUGCAAUUGACUUUUAAUACAUUCACUGCACUGUGUGUGUGUGUUGUUUACCAGUAUACUUUUGGUCCUCCUGAGCCUGGGGACAGAAAUAUGGUCCUGCUCUGAGAGGCAAUGUUCAGAUUCAGGAUUUGAGGAUGGACUCUGGGGUUCAUCAGAAUCUGUGUAGUUUACUAGAGGAAGAUUCAGCCCAUAUUUUUUCACUGAGGGAAGAGGACAAGCUGCAUCUGAGUCCUAGAGAAAAUAAAGACAAAAUGAAAUAAUGAAGCAUCUCAUCAAGGUACGAAAAAAAGGCCUAUACUCAAAGCUAAUUAAGACCAGAUGGUAGCCCUUUUUACUGAAAUGUAUGCAUUGGUGAGGAAAACUGCAGCUUUAACACCACAAGACCAGACAGGAUGGUCAGCUGGAAUAAAUACCUUUAUCUCUGUGAGUGUAGAUCCCUCAGGAGGCUCCUCUGCGGUACUGGAGAUCUCAGCCUCAGAUGUUUCAGCCACAGUAGGUGGUUCCAUGUCCUAAACAACAAGUUUGAGAUGAAUAGUAAAUAAACUAACUUAUUAUUGAUCAAAUUUCUGUACAUUAAAGGCUUCUAGCACAUCAAAUAUACAUAACAGUCUAUUAACCUGAUGAAUCCACUCACUGCAGCUCAUGCUAAAUCACCUCAUCUAAACAAAUCCAUUUGUACUUACUAGUGGUGCAACAGAUCAUCAUUGAUCCAUGAUCCGUUCGGAUUGACGUCAUUGGUUUGGCACAAAUGUGACCCGCGGAUUUAUUUCUGAAAAAAAAAAAGUUGUGCUCCGUCCACACACAGCUUAUUGUAAGCGAAGAAAGGAGGAGGGCAGACAUGGCGAGUUGAGGAAAGGAGGAGCUUGAACGCCCCGCGACACUUACAUCCCUUGUAUGGGAGCAUUUUGGCAUCCCUGUCAACUAUGAUGAAGAAGGAAAGAGGUCAGUGGACAAAACUGCGACGGUGUGUAGGCACUGUGGCAUAAGAAAGCGAAAUGACAGUGGGAACACAUCGAGCAUGUUCACGCAUUUGAAGCGACAUCACCCGGGUGUUUUACUGACUGGCGAUAAAACGAAAGCUGGCCAACAACUUCACCACAGCAUUUAAGCAGCCUCUUCCUUGUGCAAUCCGACAGGGCUAAAGCUAUCACAAACGCUAUCGGUGUGUUUAUAGCUACAGACAUGAGGCCAUAUUCAGUUGUGCAAAACAUGUUAAAAACAUGCUAAAAGUCCUUGAGCCACGUUAAGACAUCCCGUCGCUCACAUACUUCAUUUUUGGUUCAUUGUUACAUUUUAAAGGAAGGAGAUAUGCCUAUAUAUUGCACUUCAAGUUGUUUUUCAUUAAUAAUUAUGCUAGAAAGAAGAUAUUAUGCCUUGUGCACUACUUUUAUAUAUUUAAUUUAAUCAUUUAAGUGUUUAAUAAACAGACAAAACUUGUGUUUGUCUUGUUUUUUUUUUUUUUGUUGCUUUUUGCUGAUCCAAAAAAUGAUCUGAUCCAUGACUCUUGAUCCGAGGAACGAUCCAAUCCGUGAGUUUUGUGAUCCGUUGCACCACUAGUACUUACUGCUAUUUUUUGUCAACUGAUGUCUUCUUUAAACCACAGAGUGAAUGAUGGAGAAUAGAAAGGACUGGAAGAGACUUAAGUCUCCUUGUCAAACAGCUGGAGUGACCGGUGGGUUCUAAGAUCAUCACAUAGUGAACAGAUAAACUGCAUAUAAUGUUUAUUUCACACAAUAAGAAAAAAAAACCUUUUUUAUCUCUCAUUAAUGUCAACAUUGUAUCUGACUUUACGUGGACCCCACAAACACUGUAAACCUGACAAGUGUGUUUGUCAGACAUCUUAAAUACCAACCUGACUGGACUCCACAACUCAAAAUCAACCCAAGGGAGCCUUAAAGCAGACACACAGCUUAACUGACCAUCAAAAUAAAAAAAUCAGAUACAUUAUAAGGACCUGACCAAUCAGCAGAGUUUUUAAAACUGCAGCUUUAAAACCUAAAAAUCAGACAGAAUGAUCAGGUGGACUAACACCUCUAUCUCUGUGAGUUUGGAUCCCUCAGGAGGCUCCUCUGCGGUCCUAGGGAUCUCAGCCUCAGAUGUUUCAGCCACAGUAGGUUGUUCCACGUCCUAAACAAAAAGUUUGAGAUGAAUAGUAAAUUAACCAACUCAUAAUUGAUCUAAAUUCUACACUUUUAAAGCCACUGGCACAUAAAUAUACAUUACCUUCAUAAACCCGACGAAUACACUCACUGUAGCUCGCAUGCUAAAUGAGUUAAUCUGGACACAUAUUUUCUGUACUGACUGCUAUUUUUGUACACCUGGUGUCUUCUUUUAAACAUUUACUGGACCAUGGUGAACAGAGAGGACUGGCAAAGACUCAAGUCUCCCAGUCAAACAGCUGGAGUGACCGGUAGGUUCUUAGAUCAUUACACAGUGAGGAACACAUCAACUGCAAAGGAUGUAUUUUUUUCAUGUGAUAUUUAAUCUCCCAUUAAUGUCAACAGUGUAUCUGACUUUACGUGGACCCCACAAACACUGUAAACCUGACAAGUGUGUUUGUUAGACGUCUUAAAUACCAACCUGACUGGACCCCUUAACACAAAAUCAACCCGAGGGAGCCUUAAAGCAGACACACAGCUUAACUGACCAUCAAAAUAAAAAAAUCAGAUACAUUUAAAGGACCUGACCAAUCAGCAGAGUUUUUACAACUGCAGAUUUAACACUAAAGAGCAGACAGGAUGAUCAGCUGGAAUAAUUACCUCUAUCUCUCUGAGUGUAGAUCCCUCAGGAGGCUCCUCUGCGGUACUGGAGAUCUCAGCCUCAGAUGUUUCAGCCACAUUAGGUGGUUCCAUGUCCUAAACAACAAGUUUGAGAUGAAUAGUAAAUUAACCAACUAUUUACUGAUCUAAUUUCUGCACAUUUAAAGCCACUGGCACCUCAAAUAUACAUAACAGUCUAUUAACCUGAUGAAUCCACUCACUGCAGCUCAUGCUAAAUCACCUCAUCUAAACAAAACCAUUUGUACUUACUGCUAUUUUUUGUCAACUGAUGUCUUCUUAAAAACAUAAAGUGAUUAUAGAGAAUAGAAAGGACUUGAAGAGACUUAGGUCUCCUAGUCAAACAGCUGGAGUGGCAGCUAAGGUCUUAGAUCAUUACACAGUGAGGAACACAUCAACUGCAAAGGAUGUAUUUUUUUCAUAUGAUAUUUAAUCUCUCAUUAAUGUCAACAGUGUAUCUGACUUUACGUGGACCCCACAAACACUGUAAACCUGACAAGUGUGUUUGUCAGACAUCUUAAAUACCAACCUGACUGGACCCCACAACUCAAAAUCAACCCAAGGGAGCCUUAAAGCAGACACACAGCUUAACUGACCAUCAAAAUAAAAAAAUCAGAUACAUUUAAAGGACCUGACCAAUCAGCAGAGUUUUUACAACUGCAGAUUUAACACUAAAGAGCAGACAGAAUGAUCAGCUGGAAUAAAUACCUCUAUCUCUGUGAGUGUAGAUCCCUCAGGAGGCUCCUCUGCGGUACUGGAGAUCUCAGCCUCAGAUGUUUCAGCCACAGUAGGUGGUUCCAUGUCCUAAACAACAAGUUUGAGAUGAAUAGUAAAUAAACAAACUAUUGUUCUGAUUUCUUCACAAUUAAAGAUACAGGCAACUUUAAAUACAUUAUGAUUCUUAAACCUGAUGAAUCCACUCGCUGUAGCUCUCAUGCUAAAUCCCAUAAUCUAAAAAAAAUCAUCUGUACCAACUACUAUUACUGUCGCUUGGUGUCUUCUUUUAACCAAAAUGUGGAUCAUGGAGCCCAGAAAGGACUGGCAGAGACUUCAGUCUCCUAGUCAAACAGCUGGAGUGACCGGUAGGGUCUUAGAUCAUUACACAGUGAGGAACACAUCAACUGCAAAGGAUGUAUUUUUUUCAUUUGAUAUUUAAUCUCCCAUUAAUGUCAACAGUGUAUCUGACUUUACGUGGACCCCACAAACACUGUAAACCUGACAAGUGUGUUUGUCAGACAUCUUAAAUACCAACCUGACUGGACCCCACAACUCAAAAUCAACCCAAGGGAGCCUUAAAGCAGACACACAGCUUAACUGACCAUCAAAAUAAAAAAAUCAGAUACAUUAUAAGGACCUGACCAAUCAGCAGAGUAUUUACAACUGCAGCUUUAACACCUCAAGACCAGACAAGAUGAUCAGCUAGAAUAAAUACCUCUAUCUCUCUGAGUGUAGAUCCCUCAGGAGGCUCCUCUGUGGUCCUGGAGAUCUCAGCCUCAGAUGUUUCAGCCACAGCUGAUUGUCUGCCCUUCUAAGAUUAGGAUGAAUGACAAGUGUGUUUGUUAGGUUGCUAAAAUCACAACCUAACUGGAGCCCAUUACAUCAGAACAACUUGAGUAAGCUCUGAAAAUGUACUUCAAUUUUUGUCAGUAACAAAGACUUUGACAAACCUUUUUCCUCCUAGGCCAGUCAUCCUGUUUUUGGACUUUUCUGCUUCUCAGCGUAUACAUCCUAUAAAGGAAAAUUUAAGUUUUUGAUUUUUUUUUAUCUCUAUGGACAAACAUGCCAGGCCCAGUGCAUGUCUGCAGUGUCAUAUAACUACUCAAUAAUGUUUAAUGUUACUAAAAUUACAUUCAUUGUAAACUUUAACAACCAUGUGACAAACCAGUGAGUAGUGACCAUGUUGUCUGACACAAAAUGAUGAACUUGCUCCUGCUGCUUCACUGUGAACGGUCUGUCAUUUACUUCAAUUAAAAGCGCACGUGCCUAAGAUGGCGGCUUUGCUCUCACUCCCCCCACCCUACCCCACCCACCCAACAUAACGCACAUUUCCCCAAAUAUGACCGUGUUGUAAAAGAAUAAGAUUCAGAUAAAAAUUAAACAAAAUCAAGUCACAUUUUCGGUGUUUUUUAAAGUUAAAAACUUUGACAAAAAGUUACAAGAGAACACAAUGCGACCGUGAGACCGCUAGUUCUGCCUAACGAACUUUGCUAGCAGCUAGCUUCCUGUGUGCAUGCCACAUAAUACCAUGUGUGAAAACACCGGGUAACUUUUUGACUAUAAAGUAAUCACUUACCUAAUUAUUUUAUCAGAAUCCCACUUACCUUUCAGUUAAAUCCUCUCCUGCUGCAGCUCAAGUCUCCCCUGCAGUCAAGUGCUUCUCACUCAUCUCCGUACCGUCAGCUGAGGAGCGCUUACUCUGUAUAGUCAGCACGUCCUGAACGGGUGGUGCUGCUUUAACCAUAGAUUCCUAUAUCCGCCCGCCAGGCAUGUCAAUAUAAAAAUUUAAAGCAGCCCACUCCUCUUUGUUAGAGUAAUAGUGUGUGUGUUUAUCAGUUACCAGUUUCAAUAAAUGUAUUUAUUUACUAAUUUAAAUACACUUUUUGUAGUCAAGUGCUUAUCUCUUCUCCAAACUAUCAGCUAAGGAGCGCUUACUUUGCAAAACUGUUACAUCCUGUGCGGGUGGUGCUGCUUUAAUCACAGAAUUUGUGUGUCCGCCCGCCAGACAUUUGUUAUUAAGGCAGCCCGCUUCUUUUGUUAUUGUAGAAGUGUGUGUUUAUCAGUUUCAAUUUCAGUAAAUAGGAACUUAUUUAUUUAAAAGGAUGAUUUCAUGUUUCUGACAAUUAAUCACUUUGUCUUGCCCAGCCUGCCUGUACUAUCUCAAACAACAAUAAUCACGGUAAUAAUAAUAAUAAUAAUAAUAAUAAUAAUAACAUUCUUACUGCAAGAAUCCCAAUUCUUCUACUGUUACCACUACUACUUCUAUUAUCAUUUUAUUAGUAUUAUUAUUGCAGUACAUUUUACUUGUGUUACUUUAAAAAAAUACCGAAAGAUAAGUGUCACAAAAACUCACGUUAUAAACGAAGAAAAAAAAAACAAAGCUUGGAUAAAAUGGCAUCAUCAGUGAUUCCAGAGAUGUGUUUUAGAGGAGAAUUGGAUUUUGGCAGAUCAGUUUUCUGUUGGAGGUUGAGGCUCUCACACUCUCUUUCACCACUGGUCCUGCAGACAGGUCAGAAAGGAGUGUGAGAGUUGAGCAGGUCAGUAAAAUAGGAUUAGGACCUUAUCAGUAAGAUAGGGUCCUGAUCAUGGAGAGCUUUGUGAGUGAAGAGAGGGACUGUACAGUGAGAAAGUCUUUGGAUUGGAGACUAGUGGAGGUUCUGGAGUAACAGGGAGAUUUGCUAACAGAAGUAAGAGUGUGUGAGAAGGUGAGCAGCAGAGUUCUGGAUAUACCAGGGUUUAUUGAGGACUUUGGGUAAUGAACUGUUCAAGAUGCUUUAGUACGCAAUUCUGGAUGAUAUGACAGCAUUAUUAGGGGAUAAUGCAGAUGAGAGAGAGGCUGAAAGAGCUGAGACAGGGAUGAACUUGAGGUUCCUGAAUGCUGAUUUCUCUUUUUGACCAUGAAAGCUGAUGUGGAUAUUCAGUAUUGUUGCUAGAUGGUGGUCACGAAUAUGGAGAUUGUGGCUCAAGACUUGCUUAAUGGUGAGACCAGAGCAAACCAGCAGAAUGUGCUCACAACUGCGGGUGUGGAAGUUGAUAUUUUGUGUUAAGUUAAAUAACUGCAUUAACCAGUAAGGUAGAGCUUUAAAGUUUGAAAGAAAAUGGUAUGAAGGUUUGUGUUGCAGGAGUUUGAGAGGAGAUAAAGUUUGUUAUCGGUGAUGAAUUUAUUCAGGGAGGGAAAGAUUCCAUUGAAAAAUGAGUGUUAACUUACACCAGUUGCUUUGGAAUUUGCUCAGAAGACUGGAGAAGAGAGCAGAGAUUUGACAGGUCUACAUGCUGUUCUUUGUUGUUAUGAUGCAAUGAGGCAGUGUGGCAAGACCAUAGUGAAGGGUUAAAAUUUGUGGAUGAGAAGUGGUGUAUGUAUGAAAAAUAUGUGCAGAGCCUCUGCACAACAUUAUCUGUGGACUGUAUCAGCCUUUCUCAGACUGUCAACACAGCCUUGGCAGAGGUGGUUAAUGAACAGAUGCAGUGCUUAGGAGUAAUACAGUCAGGGGAAGCUAGUUUAUAGCUAGUAUUGGCAGUGGACCAGAGGCUAGGUGUCCUAAGAGGGAGAAGUAACAAGCAGCCCAGGAACAUCUGCAGGUUACAUCCAAUCAUGACGGCAGCAAAAACACUACAGUUGUGUAUUGAGGAGAGGAGAGGAUAGCCAGGAGCAGCAGUCUGUUGUUCCUGCUAUCUUCUGUGGCAGCUAACAUUAGCCGACACUUUGGCUACCUGGCUAUGUACACUGCUAACUUUUUUACAGAUUGUUCACCCAGCAGCAAAAACACUACAAUGUGUGUUGAGGAGAGGAUAGCCAGGAGCAGCAGACUGUUGUUUCUACUACCUUCUGUAGCAGCUUACAUUAGCUGACAAGUCAGCUACCUGGCUAUGUACACUGCUAACUGUUUAAAAGAUUGUUCACCCAGCAGCAAAUCACUACAGUUGUUGUGUACUGAGGAGAGGAAAUGAUAGCCAGGAGCAGCAGCCUUUUGUUCCUGCUACCUUCUGUAGCAGCUAACAUUAGCUGACACUUUGGCUACCUGCUUAUUAACACUGCUAACUUUUUUACAGAUUGUUCACCCAGCAGCAAAAACCCUACAAUGUGUGUUGAGGAGAGGGGAGGAUAGCCAGAAGCAGCAGCCUUAUGUUCCUGCUACCUUCUGUAGCAGCUAACAUUAGCUGACAAGUCAGCUACCUGGCUAUGUACACUGCUAACAGUUUUACAGAUUGUUCACCCAACAGCAAAAGUACUACAGUUGUGUGUUGAGGAGAGGAGAGGAUAGCCAGGAGCCGCAGACUGUUGUUUCUACUACCUUCUGUAGCAGCUUACAUUAGCUGACAAGUCAGCUACCUGGCAAUGUACACUGCUAACUGUUUUACAGAUUGUUCACCCAGCAGCAAAUCACUACAGUUGUUGUGUACUGAGGAGAGGAAAUGAUAGCCAGGAGCAGCAGCCUUUUGUUCCUGCUAUCUUCUGUGGCAGCUAACAUUAGCCGACACUUUGGCUACCUGCUUAUGGACACUGCUAACUUUUUUACAGAUUGUUCACCCAGCAGCAAAAACACUACAAUGUGUGUUGAGGAGAGGAGAGGAUAGCCAGGAGCAGCAGACUGUUGUUUCUGCUACCUUCUGUAGCAGCUAACAUUAGCUGACAAGUCAGCUACCUGGCUAUGUACACUGCUAACAGUUUUACAGAUUGUUCACCCAACAGCAAAAGUACUACAGUUGUGUGUUGAGGAGAGGAGAGGAUAGCCAGGAGCAGCAGACUGUUGUUCCUGCUUCAUUGUGAAGUAGCUAACAUUAGCUGACAAGUCAGCUACCUGGCUAUGUACACUGCUAACAGUUUUACAGAUUGUUCACUCAACAUCAAAAACACUACAGUUGUGUGUUGAGGAGAGGAAAGGAUAGCCAGGACCAGCAGCCUGUUGUUCCUGCUGCAUUCUGAAGCAGCUUACAUUAGCUGACAAGUCAGCUACCUGGCUAUGUACACUGCUUACUGUUCUACAGAUUGUUCACCCAGCAGCAAAAACACUACAAUUAUGUGUUUAGGAGAGGAGAGGAUAGCAAGAAGCAACAGCCUGUUGUUCCUGCUACAUUCUGAAGCAGCUAACAUUAGCUGACAAGUCAGCUAUCUGGCUAUUUACACUGCUAGCUUUUUUACAGAUUGUUUUGCAUUACAAAUAUCUGAUGAAUAUAAAAAAAUCAGGUCUUUAUUUACAAUGUACCAAUAUAAUUUAUUCAGUAUUAGUCUAUUGUAAUGCCAUAAAUUACAUUUCUAAAAGUCAUUCUCAGUACAAAAUCAUGUUAUUGAGCAAAUGUUUCUAAGAGUCAAAGAGCUGUAAGUUUUUAACUCAUGAUGUGCGAGAGCAUUAACAUCAGUUUACCAGACCAACCAAAUCUCUUUAUAUGUGUAAAUGUCCAUCUCAGAUAUGGGUUUGUCUCACCUUUUUUUAUUACUUGUUUUGGUAAGUCUGAAUAUAUGGCUAACCCCCUAGACAAAGUGGCAGCUGCCAAACUCAUGACACCAAUAGGUGAGACAGAGGCUAAACAACAUUAACUGUUUAAAUCUAAAACCAGACUUUAAGUUAAGGCGAGGUAAUACAAAAUCUUUAUUAAAUUUGUCAUACAUUUGCAGUUCAAUUUUGUCUGAUCACAAAAAUAGCAUCAUGAAAAAUUGUGGUUUAACUUUACAUUUCAAAUAACUGGUCAAUAUAAAAAAUCUAAAUUAAUUCAUAAUUAAAACUAAUGCAGAAUAUUUUACAUAUGGUUGUCUUCUGAUGUGAUUGACUUUAUUGUUACAGCCUCUUCUUUUAAAUGCUCCAAAGUGUUUUUUACCAUAUUCACCAUAUUCUGGUGGAUGACUUCAGAAAAGCAGUAGCCACAAGAAGGCUUGUGCUCACAAAUCACUUAAUAUUAGGUGCCAGGGACUAAUGUUUUGAGAAAUCCCUUGGAGCAUUUCUAUAAUCUAAAGGUUCACAUUCACAAGCUAUAUAUAACCAUGAUGCUUCAAACCUGGACAACUAACUUUUGACGCUAAAUCAAAUCAGUUUACCAUUGAUUCAAAAAGGCUACCUUGGGAAAUAAAUAAAUAAAUAAAUAAGCAAGAUCUAAAAGCAUUUUUUCAGUUUUUAUCAUUAUGUUGCUGACUUCUUUGUCAUAAAUCUGUUAGUCACGAGCAACAGAUGAAUAUGGCUCUACCUUACCUUGUCCCAUGAUCUAUAACUUAAAACUUCUACUAUAUCCUUUCAUUCAAGUGGAAUGAAUAGUCAUCUUAAGUUAAAGAAGCUAGCUUAAUCUCAGAGGGCUGUUGCAUAGCAUAUUUCAAUCAAGUGUGUGUACAAGUGUGUAUGGCUGCAGUAUCACUUUUCACCACUAGGGGCCAGUACUGAGUUACCUCCCACAUACACACUUUAGCACACAAAUGUCGGUAAAUGUGUAUUCUGGGGUGAACCCUGAAAAUUUGACAGGGCACUAUUUUAACCAUUUUAUCACUGAAUAAUAGGUUACUUUUUGUGGGGUCCAGGAUUUUGGUCCCCACUUUAUUUUCAGUCCCCACGCUGUGAGUGGGCUAUCACAUCUCGGUACCAACAAUGUAUUAAAGACAAACACACACACACACACACACACACACACACACACACACACACACACACACUAACACACUGUGACAAAUAGAGUUAUCAUUAAAGUUAAUUUGUAUAAACUGAGGUACAGAGAAAAAGUUAAAGAUCAUUAAUAAAAAUGAGUAGCUAGAUAUCCCACUGAUGCUCCUCCUUGCCUAGGUUUGUUUCAUCCUGUUGCUUUUCUUUCUACUCGUAACUUUAAUUCUGCAGAAAACAACUCCAGCCUCUUGUUUUUCUCACUCUCACUCCCCCUCCAGGUGUUUGAGGAUGACUGGAUUCUGUCUCAAGCCACAGACUCUGGUUGUCCUUCAGAGAGUCUCCUAGAGGAAGAGGGAGCGCUUGAUAAAAUCCACCUGGACCUCCCUGCAUCCUCCAGCCACUGUAAAGGUAAUUUUAUCAUAAGUCACAUAACAAUCUUUCAAAUUAGCGCAUACACAAAGUCACAUCAGCCAAACUGCCUCUCUGUCUUUCAGCAAACACCAGCCUUAAUUUUUCACCAGUUCACAUCCCUCCUCCUCCUCCCUCCCCAUCCUCGCCUACCCAUGAGCACCUGGGGCUGGAGUGGGACCCUUCUGUUGAUAUUGGGCGGUCUGUCUCACCGGAUGAGGCUGACUCUUCGUACUUCAGUCUCUGCACAGGUUGGACAUCACACAACAUUUUCGAAAUCUCUUUAACGGCCAAAACAUAAAAAGAGAAAAGUACCCAAAUGUCAAAAAGUAAGAAUUUAUACACAACAGUGAAUGAUUUUACAGGCUUUACUCUACACAUCUUUAAAUAAUAAUAAUAAUAAUAAUAAUAAUACAUUUUAUUUAAAAGCGCCUUUCUGGACACCCAAGGACACUGUACAGGCAUCAAGAACACAGUUAAAACACUGUUAAAAUAAAUAAAAACAAUAUACAGGUAUGGAAAUGGACAGUUAAAGGGAAUAUGCAAUGCUGAAACCUUAGUUUUCCCUCAUGAUGUUCUUAUCAGACUUUUAUUUAUGAGUCUUUACACGAAAAAUCACAGCUUCUCCCUCCAGGCACCUGUGGACUGUUUUCAAGCGUGUUCAAAAGUCGAGAUAAGACUUACAGGCUAAUAAAUGUUGACUAGGGUCAGCUCCUCAACCUGAUCACUCUGCAGUUAUCACUCCUUUUUUGUUUUAUCUAUAAUGGAUGUACGCUAUCUUUAAUGGUGCCUGUUUGUGUUCAGGUCUGUGUCACAGGGAUGGUCUGAAGAGGCGGAGCUACAUCAGUUCCCUCGGCUCUCAGUCUGACAUCAUUAAUGACAUCAACAACCAGGAAGCAGAUUUGGUGAGUUUGAACAGGUUUUUGGUCCCCUAUUGAAUUGUACCACAUUGUAUCAAAGGAUAUCAGCCCUUCAUUGUGAGUUAUGUUCAAGUUUGAAGAGUUACACUGUGACCACCUGAAGUGGAAAGUUUGUCCAGAUUAAAUUGUGAUGAUUUUUUUUUUUUAUAUUUUGUUGUUUAUCACUCUCUUUAUCACACACACACACACACACACACUCUCCCUCACUCUGUGUCGGCUUCAUAAGCUGUUUACGGCAGUCCUCCUCUUCCUCCGCUGGUUUAUUGAUGACGUCUGCACAGUGUGGCUUGUCUGUACCUUGUCAGGUACAUCAGUUUCCUUUUUUAAGCUUUUAUUUUUGGAGGGGAGAAGUGUGUCAGCAGCUGUAAGAGAGAGCUGAGGCACAGAAAUGAGGAGGUAAAAAUGGAAAAGGAUGAGCGGUGACAAGACAGGGAAAGAAAUUAAAGAUGUGAAAUAAUUUGAGUUUCCUCUGUCUGCCAGCAGCUUCUCCUUCAGAGUGUGUUUCUCUAUUUCACACACACACACACACACACACACACACACACACACACACACACACACACACACACACACACACACACUGUUGCACUGUCAGUGAACCCUGAAGCUCAACAGGAGGAGAGAUGAGCGGAGAGACACAUGUACAACUGAAUUUGCAUCUGAUUACAGCUGCAGCAACCCAACAAAGAACAUCAAAGUGUGUGUGUGUGUGUGUGUGUGUGUGUGUGUGUGUGUGUGUGUGUGUGCACUCUGUCACCCUCUUUUAUUCCUUUUUUCACAAUCUUAUUUAUUAUCAGACAGAUAAAGGCGUGAUGCCGGCACACUUUCCCUGCAGGCUCGGCUCGGCGCUGUCUGUCUAGAGACUGCCAGUGGCUUUGCUUCAUUAAAUCUGCGACCCGGUGACCUCCUCCCCGGGUGCUUGCGUGCUGCAUGAAUUCUGAAUGCAGCUCAAAAGAGCAUCUUUGCAGAGUUUCUCUUGAAUACUACAAGAUUGUGGUGGCAGUAGUUUGUACCUCUGACAGGUUUGAGCUUCUGCGGGCUUUAACUUGCACUUUUUUAAAGCUACUGCACUGAAACUCACUAUUCCUGUUAGUAUGCUAUUCUCUUCUCUGUCCUCUGCCAAAUACAGCAAUCAGCCAUCGAGCAUGAGCGUAAAACUUUUGUGUGUUUGUUUUCUGUGCAGCGGUUGGAGGAACACAUUGGCCACACCCACCAGAGUGACCUCUCCCAUGCAGCGCCGCAGGGAGACGAGUGGGUGACCUCGACCCCUGGAAGAUACGACAGAGAGAUGCUCAGCUAUGAUGGAGGCCGUGUGAGGGCGUGGCUUGGAGUUGAAAGCUCUGCCCCUGCAGUGAGGAGGACCUGCUCAUGUAAGGCUGUGCAGACUGACAGGGAGGCAGAGGCGGGUGGAGUCACUGUAAGUCACUGACAUUACUUUUAUUUAACAGCAUGUCCUUACCAAAUCUGCCUGUGGGAAGUUUGAUUUAGUGCAUAUUCAGUGGAAUGGACUCUUUCACAUGUAUUUUAAAAGUCCAGUUUCAGCCUCAGUUUCAGACUUCUUGGCAAACAUUACAGGGCUGUUAGUCUUCCAAUGAUCAGGAGAUAAUCAUGUUUGAAUUUGUAGAUUACAGCAGAAAUUAUUUUCAUUUAGCACUGAUAUACAGGUAGUAAUGUCCUUUUUGUCGUGGACAGUGUGACAUCUUGUGCAAAAUGUGGACAUGAAGUAGUUUAAGAACUUUUAAAGACAAACACAUGAGGAUGAAACCAACUCCAAGUCUGCUCUCUGCUGACCUUUUUCCUCUGGAGGUCAACAUUAACAUUCAGCACAUGGCGUCACAUGAACAUCAUCUGUGUGGGAGUGAGGUUAAGAGUGUGUGUUAAAAACCUCCUGAUCUGACAUGCUCACACACUCUCUCAGAGUAAAAUCAAAAAGCUGACCUCAUGCAGGAUAAAAGCACAAUUCUGACAAAUGAUAAUAAGAUCAGAAAACACGUCACAUUAUAUAAAGGUAGAGGAAACACAGCUUCACUUUGCACAGUGCUGUAUAUCACAGAGAAUCAAACACGCCUCUGUGUCUGCGCUUUUUAUUCUCCUGCUGUUUGAGUGUUUUUUUUUUUAGAUGCUGACAUCUCAGCAGGAGGCUCGGCGUCUAUUUUUAGACUAAAACAGCACAUGCAAGAGAAGGAAUAUGUUACAGAUCAGCUCAGAAGUUAACUGCAAACUGCAGCUAAUGUCUGAAUAUGAGUUUCCACUAAUUACAUCACAUUGGCUAAACAACAUUCAGUUCAUAUAUAAUUGGACAGACUCAGGAACAGUGUGUUCUAGUUGUUCAAAUACAGUUUUAAUAUGUCUAAUAACUACCAGAGCCCCAAUUUUGCUGUGCGAAGACCUGAACAACAAAUGUUUGUAUGCAAAACUAAAAGGAUUCAUGAUACAAUACAGUAAAGUAAAGCAUGUAAGCUAUCAAACUGUAAGAUACUAAGCAUGCCAGUGUUAGCAUUUAGCACAAGUUCAGGGGCAACAGUCAUAUAGAUUUAGUCACCAUUAACUUAAGCUUGUAUGAGAAUAGGAUCCCCUGUGACACUGAUAUGUAUUACUGUAUGUCAUCAGCGUACUUAUAGUAACUUAUUAAUUGUUUUUUGUAACAUAUGCCAGAGGAAGCAUGUGGAUGUUAAACAGAAGAGGCCCCAAGAUGGUGCCCUGGGGAACUCCACAUGUAACUUUUGUCUGCUCAGGCGUGAAGUGUACUCUCUAGCUUGCCUUUACCAACCAAAUUAAAACCAACACAAACAUGCAUCAGGCACUAAUGAGGGAGUCAUGUACUGAGACAUAUCUAACAUAUCCCAUUUUGCGGUCCCCUCUCAGUUUGUAUACCAAGAAAAAUGUUGUAUAUGUUGUAUAUCAGGCAGGUGCUUUGGCUUUAUUUCAUAGAAAUGUGCCAGAAUAUUUCCAAUAAUCUAACAGAUGUGAGCCCAGACCAUUUAUUAUCGUACAUACUCUUUGUCCCAGAUUGAUAGGUUGGCCCUCCUUUUGCAGGUCUAUAAACACACAAGCUUACAACAACAAGUAUUAGUUAAACAGCCGGUCUUUGUUAGUGUUAUUUCCCAGUUUACUUAGCACUGUGAGCAUAAGUCCCUGCAAACACUGCGACACUGAGUGAUAUCCUCUCUUAUAAGAAGCUUCAUCAACAUUCAAAGUCAUGGGCCUUUAUUUUCCUGCUCAUCCACCUUUUGUAAAGAUGGAUUCCUGUAUAACUGUCCUCCACCCCUCCUCUGUUUUCUCAUUUUGUCUCUCUGGCUUCAUGUUUCUCUCUCCUUUGGCCCCAGUCUUUAUUUUCUCUCCCUCUCUCAUUACCGUCCAGCCAUCUAUUUAUUCCCUUCUUCCUCUGCCGCUCCUCGGCUGGGCGAAUGAAUCCAUAAAGUCUUGAUUUAUGCAUUGAGUCUGGCUGCACUUUUACUGUGGCUAUAAAAGCAGGAGAGAAACACCUAGACUUCCUCCUUCCCUUCCUUCCCCUUUACUUCCUCCCUCCCACAUCUAUGUUUUUCCUCUGUCUGAAAUACGACCACUUUCAGAUAACAGGCCGUGUACAGGAAGAGGAGAUAAACAGAUGAGCGGCAGAGAAGGAGAAGAAAAGUUGUAGACAAGUUUAUAAUCUGAUAACAGAGUGUGUGCACCAGUUUGUGAGUGUGUGUGCAUUAUAAUUAGAAAGAUUUGGCGCAUUGUCACUUGCAAUAUGCAAGUUUGAUUGAAUGCGUGUUUGCGCGUAAUAGCAUUGGCACUUUUUAAUAGAGGUUCAUUACCGACUAAACUAUCGAGUGAGCACCAAAGAAACUGGAGCAGAAACCAACCUGCAGGAGUGAAGGAGAGAAUCAAGAGUUUAAUCGUUAUUUUUGAACAGCCCAUGUACUAACUGAGAACUGCUCUUUCAAAGUAAAAGCACCUCCUAUUUUAGGAAUGCUCUAUCGCCUCUUAGGGGAAGUUUUGGCCCCUUUUAAAAGAGGUCAACGAAAAAUCUCACAAUCUCAGUGCUUUUCAGGAACAAGCAUCCAGAGGGAGUCCAAAAAAGUCAGAAACAGUCAGGCGGAUGGUGUUUGCCUCAAAUAAAACAAACACAUCCCAUGAAUAAGGAAGUCUCGGCUUUCUGAAGAUGAAUUAAAAAAUCUGAUCGAGUCUGAGAUCAAUCAUGAUCAGUCAGUCAUCCUGUGUAGACUUCUGAAAACAUGAUCUAGUUUUAACCUGCUCUAAUCCAAAUUUAACACCUUCAACUGCUGUUGAUUUUACAGUGUAACCUUGAUGGAAGCUACAUCAACACACCCAGCAGCCAACAUCGCCAAAACACCCCAAAGCAGCUUCUUCAAGCCCACCCCCCAAGUGCCUCCACUGAUUGGUUGAAGCAUCCAUCAGAUCCUUGGGUGCGUGUGGUGUCAGUUGUUGACUUUGGAUUUGAACACAAACUGUAUGUAAAGUGGACCAAGCUGCUGAGCAUGUCUCAUCAGUAUCUAAUCUGCUGUACAAGACCUUUGACAGUCACCAAUUCAAUCUUUUGGUCUCCAAAAGUGACAAGAAACUGUAGUAAGAAGUGGAUGUAGCAGAGAAAAUGUUUACAUGGUGAAUACACUUUGGAGGUGUGACUAUGUUGUGAUGAAGAAGUUGCUAUUUCUGCAACCUAAAGAACUCGGUAUCUGCACUUUUUUUUGUUUUGUUUUGAAAAAUAUUCUCAGCUCGAGAAAAGUUUGCAUCAUAAUACCAAGUUAGCUACCCUUUCUAUCAGAUGUGGUAACUUUUGGUGCCAAACACAGCUGUAAACAUGUUUAGUUCCACCAUAAAGGUAGAGGGCUCUAUGGGAAUUGACUCUCCUUCAAAACAAGCCUCAGGUGGCCAUUUGAAUAACUGCAGUUUUUGGUACUUGAGCAUUGGCACCAUUGUUCUGCCUUCAAAGUUGCAGUUUGGCUGGGAGUUGCUUUGUCGUAUACUUCUGUUAGCUUUUGAAUCACCCCCUAGCAAUAGUGUUGGGUGUGGCGCUUCAAACUUUAAUUUAAAAAAGGGUUUAAUUUACUCACUCUUUAGCUGCACCAAAUUCACGUUGUCUCUGGGGGCAGCAUCACCCUCUGCAGCAUAGUGUCUGUAGGAAAUUAAUAAAGAGGAGUUAAUGUCCACAUCAGGUAAACCUCAGAGAAGCAUGUGCAUUUCAAACUUUGGGAAGUUACGCAUCAAGUUCAUAACUUUCGAACAUAAUGCACACUUACAAAGGACGUUAAUGGAAAAUAUUUCCUCACUGCAUUCCUCCAAGUAUAUCAUCCAUAUGAUGUAAUCAUGCUUCAACAUCUGGGUUUACUACAAGCAUGUCUCCAUCAGAAGUAGGCUCUUUUUUUCAGUAGGCUGCAUUAAAACCAUCAGAGGACCUCUGAGUCCAGAAAUAUGGUGAAUUUCCUGCAUACAAAUCACAGACAGGAUUGACUCACGUGGGAUUAAAACAGAUAAAUGAUCAGAGAUGGUUUGACUGAUCCCAUUCACCUCAGUCUUCAAAAUCAGACAAGUUGUCUGUAUUCCUGGUUGCAGCUUUCCUGAAAAGAGACUUGUUUUGAUAGGAGAUAACACUGAGUUUGGUCUGCAGCUGAUUACAUUAGUUCACAGUCAUUAAAGUGUCAUAAACAAAGUGAUAGUGAUUUAUUGUUUGAAAGUCUUCCAAACGACACAUUACAACAGUAGCAGUUAUGUUACUCGUGCUCUGAGAGGAGAGAGAAAACUCUGUGUGUAUUUUCAUGUGAAACUUUUAAGCGUUGCCUAAAGCUGCGGUGGAUCAACACAAAAUCUCUCUGUUCUUCAGGCUGAAGGAGAGCCGCCCUGUUGUGAGGAAGCUGAGCACCGUUUCUCCGAACGAAGGUGAGAAAACACUCAAACCCUUUGAGUUUAGUACAGACACAGCAAUAGAGAUGCUGUAAUUUGCAUAUUUCUGUGAAACCGCAGAGAUCAGGUGAGCCGUAAUUUUAUUCAUGGAGAAAGUACGUGAAUCGGUCAGAUUAUAUUUAUUCUCAGUCUGCCUGUUUUUCAUCUCUGUGAUUUGUGAAUGUAUUUUGACUCAACACAAGUGUGAUCUGUAUUCAGUGAACUUGAGUGAUUUGAAGCUUUGGAGCCUGUAGAGAAACAGAAACGGAUAAUUUCUUAGGUAUUAAGUCUGAACUUUGAGGUCUAAAUGCUGAGAAGGAAGUUUUUAUCAUACUUGGAUGAGUUAUAUUUCAUUAUAAAACAGCUUUAAGGUUUUGAUUUCUGCAAGUUUUAUUUAAUGCAAGACUACAUUAAAAUACCCUUCUACAAAUUAAUACAGCUGAGAACUCAACCGAACACCAGCAACGUCUCUGAGCUGUUUUUUUGAAACUGAUUACAAAAUUCUGUACUAACUGAGCAUAAUUACAAAUGUGGAGGCCCAUAAACUAAAGAAUGAUGAUCAUUUCAUUCCCUGAAGUAAAUAAUGAAAUGCUGUAACAGCUCCGCACCACAAUCCAUGGUGGUCACCACCACGAAUUAACUCUGUUUCAAGGAGAUAGUGCUGUGGAUAUUUACUGACUUAAUUUGCAGAAAAAGUACUCUAAUUCAAAGACCCAAGAGAAGAAAUUCCAUUAUUUGGAUCAUAAAGGACAAAAUUAAAACCCUAAAUUAAAUUUUUCUUAUUAUUUUGUCUAAAAAAAGUUCAGUAACGAGGAAACAAAAUAAUGUUGAAACGUCUUAUUUUGGUUUAGCAUGGCCUGUGAUUUGUUGUUGGUAAUGCACUGCAGUAGAUUAUAAUGAAUCAAAGUGGGACUGUUGGGUUAAUGCAGUCAUGGAAAUUAGAUUUAGGAACAAAGUUACCACUAUUUUUUCUUGUUUUCGUGAAGUACUUAGAGUCUGAGUUACAAGCAAACAUACAGGUGCAGCUUGUUGCCGCAGGCAGCGGUGUCACGGAGCUCCAUCUUAAUAAUCUGAUUCUUUUAGAGUUUAAGUUACAGUCACAAUACAAAAAGGUUGUCCCUCCCUGCCCUUCCUUCACAGUGUGACCUCCAGCACCACAGCAACCCCCACCUCCUCCUCUCCCUCCCUGCUCCCCCGUGCCCUUCUCUACCUCCUCCUGGCUGCAGCUCUCGUCCUUCUGGUCUUCUAUGUGAUCUGGGUCAUCUUGGAGCCACCGUGUCAUCGCAGCAGCAGGAUGCCUCGGAGCUUCCACCUGGGGCUCAGAUACGUCAACGGACCCCCGCCUACCUGAAGACCCUUCAGAGACUCUCAUGGAGCCUGGACAGAGCACUUUCCUCAGGAUUAUAUGUCAUCAUGUGGCAUCAUUAAACUUUUCAGGUUUAUGUUAAGACAGAAAUCUGUAGAAGAUCAGUGAAAUAGCAGCAAAAUGGUGUUCUUGUAUAUCUACCCGUCUGUCUCUGAUGAGUCCCACUGUAGUUUAAAAUGUCCAUCAGCCUUCAGGGUUAACAGGUCAGUAUGUUCACAUGAUUUCAAGAGGUAAAAAUAACCCCAAAAAAGUGCCCUUGAAACAACAAAUAUGCCUCCAGUUUUUCUCAGAUCAAAAUAAAUGAUUUAAGAUAGUAUCAUCUGGGAUCUUGAAAUAACUCUGCUGCUUUUAAAAACAACACUGAUGCCGUCCUUCAAUAAAAACCAGCGUGUUUUUUGGUCCAAAACAGAACCUGGUUUGGGGCCAAAAGGAGACAAACCAUCUCUGACUUUGCCAGGUGCAAAGUAUUAAUUCAGUUUGAUCUCAGAGCCUGUACCUUGGACGUUAAAUGUAAAUAGCUGAAUGUUUAUGAACUCACAGGAAAUGAUUAUAUAAUAGACUAUCUUUAUAUUUUGUAAAAGCAUCAUAACUGCCGCAUUUCAUAAACUGAUGCUCCGUUGUCUCUAUAUUUGCUUGUUCAGAGUCCAAACUGCUGCUGUGCAGAGUUUUCAGCUCUGUUUGUUUCUGCUUUUAUGUCAAACUUAUGUCCCUUCCUAUGGGCUAAUGCUGUCAGGCAAAAACUACAUGUUGAUGUUAAAAACCAGAUAGAUGUUUGACAUUUGAACUAAAACAGAUAAUAGUACUUAAACAGAUUUAUCGGAUGUCGGUGGUUCUUCAAACUGCUUUCUGGACUAAUGUAGCUAAAGCUAACAAAGGUAGCAGCUAAUAAGCUAGUUUAAUAUUCCUGUUGUGGAUAAUUUGUUUGCGAAACACCGAAGAAUUUUGGACCUUAUAUGAAUCACUAACUGCCACGUUACAGCAUGACAGCACUUAGAUUGUCUGAUUAUAAAAGAUGCAUGAACACAAGUUGUUCAUGAACUCUGCAAAAAGACAUGUUUGAAAAUAAUUGAUGUCGACAAAGUUGAAAUAUUUGUAUUUAUAUUUUUUGGCCUUUCUCCGAACCGUGGUGUCUUAAAAGAACAACCCUCUGCUUUUGUUUAGGCUUUAGUUAAAGUUGACUUUUUUGAGACAAAUCUGCUUGCAGAGACUCGGACACUGCUGCAGAGAGAUAAUCUAUCACCGCCUGGAUGCAGCCUUUAUUUACUGUAGUCAAACUUUACUUAUUGUUGUGUGCGGUGAGUUUGUACAGACCAUAUAGCUCCUCUUAAGAACAGUAAUUUCACCGCGCCCUAAAUAAAAGCCAACCCAUGAUGGAUUAUCUGUGUUUCAGUUCAUUUCAGGUCUCUGCAGGUUGAAUUUAAAGCACAAGUAAACUCUCCAGCUCAUUAUUUACAGACAGUCAUGUGUGGAUGUGUUCAUACAUGCAGUCUAUUCAGAGAGUUGCAUGUCAAAGGGAUUCAUUGAUAAUAAAAUCGGCUGUAGAGCUGAUCACAUGCGUGGAGUGCUGAGUGAUGCUGUUAAAGAGGUUUAUGCAUGAAAAAACUGAAGUGUAACAGGUGGUAAAGUGUGAGAUGAUGUAUUUUUUUUCCUUGCUGUGGAUUUCUUUUGUUGUUCAGUAAUGGUGUCAAAAUGUUGUUUUACAGCUUAAAAGUGAAUCCUGUAGUUUUUACAACUGUACUUGAUUCACAUUAAAGGACUUAAAGGUUCAAAAACCUUUUUGAAUCUAGUGUCCAGAUCAUGAAACAGACACCAUGUAAAGUGGACUGCAAACGUCCUAGGAGAUUUGGAACUGACCUCUAUAACACCAAAGUAACGAAACGAAACCACAAAAUCUUCUGAGUCAGUGGCAGAGCAGCAACUCCUGUUUUCAGCGUGUUAAAAUUAUCGUUUUUAUCAGUGGAGGCUGGUGACUUUGGAAAGAGUGGUGCAAGAUCUGCUUUUGAUUAAAAAGCCAGUCUUCCCCCUCAAAAUCAAAGUCUGUCUCUGUAGAAAUCUCCUGAAGUUUCAAUUAAAUCUGCCCAGGUUUAAAGACAUUAAAAGUCGGUGCUGCCUUGUAAAAUAUUUUGCAUUUUAGUGACUGAAGAGUAGCUUGACUUUAGUGGAGUUUAAUGUGUUGCGUUUUUUUUCUCAGGGAAAGAUUUCUGCUUGAUGAUGAUAAAGAUUCAUUUUAUUGUUUUAACAAAAUCAUGAAAAAAGGAGCUGGGUAAAUUUACUGCCAACUAAAACAUUUCACCUUUUGUACUUGCUUUUGUUCAUGGC
Xyrichtys novacula (pearly razorfish) is the source of this 49410-nucleotide messenger RNA. The record is from the annotation of a GenBank genome assembly. Lineage: Eukaryota; Metazoa; Chordata; Actinopteri; Labriformes; Labridae.